Podarcis lilfordi (Lilford's wall lizard) is the source of this 46889-nucleotide messenger RNA. NCBI's taxonomy places the organism in Eukaryota, Metazoa, Chordata, Lepidosauria, Squamata, Lacertidae. The record is from the annotation of a GenBank genome assembly.
UAUUCCAAAUGUUUGAAACUUAAACCAUGCCAUGAGUCUGGAGAAAUGGUGGAGCUCAGGUGAAACGGACAAGGAGUGGGGAAAAGACUUAGCAUCCGUGCUUUUUUUUAAAAAGGAGUAUGUUUACCUGUGAAAAUACUAAAUCAAUUUUGACAUUUCAUACAAAUGGACAAGCAAACUCUUUAAUCUUUAAACAUCAACAUUGCUGUGGAAAGAAAAAUGAAAGUUUAGGAUAGUUCUAAAUCCUCAGUCCCGCAUCACUGUCUUGUGAGUAUUGGAGUGAUCGUUCUGUGAUAUUUUGGCAGUAGACAAAGCUGUAAUGUAACUUUUGUAUUAAUGUUUGUUUAAAGAAGGGGAUUGUUCUAAAUAAACAAAUUAGGUAUAAAUGUUUUACUUGAACUGAAAGCUAAAUUAUCUUCAAGACCACCCUGAGAUGAAUUAUUUUACAGAUUAAAUCGGCAUCUCCAGUAUGAUUUCCUGUCCGCGAGCCUCACUGAACACAGUGGAGUUCUUACUUCUGAGUAGACAUAUAUAAUAUUGGACUGUGCAGGUAUUACUUGAGUCUGAUGGGGCUGUAGCAUAAUUUUUAAAGGAUGAAAUCAUUUUAUUAUGACAGUGAAUUGUUGCAGAAACAGAUUGAGGGUGGGGAGGGAGAGAGACAAAAAGAGAAAGCUCCUCAAGUGUUUUCAAAAGAAAAUAAAUGCAGCAUGAUAAUGAAUUACAUGCCCAACAGUACAAAAUCUGGCUUUUAUGCUUUGCAACAUUAGCUUGUGGAUGUGUGCAACAAAUUGCAUAGUUUCCCAAGGCUCAUGGGAUUUAAGUAUAGUAAAAGCUCUGCUGUUACGAGCAGGUGUGAAAUGGUGUUUUUCCUUUAUUACUGCAUCAGCUGGCCUUUUCUUAAACUCCUUACAUGCCUUUACAUGAACAAUCAAAUGUACUUUUUUAUAUGGGUGUCUUCUUGUGCAUGAAAGUCCAAAGAAAAAGAUAAAUGGCUAGGUUGUAAAUUAUCUAAAAUAGCAUCGUAACCAAAUUGUACAACUAUUUUGAGAACUUUUUAUUUUAAUCCAUAUAGAUUAUGGAUGUGCAUAUAGUAAAUGAGCUGCGGGAAUUUGCCAUCAUAGCCCCAAAUCUCAUGACAAUCUCUGAGGAUUUUCUCACCUAGCUCAGGGUAUGCAUACUGAUGCUUUGGGAUAUAGACUCUAAUUCAUGCACCUACUCAGUUAUGCAGGAUAAAAUACUAUAACUGUUUGUCAUAUAUCACUUGCAGAGUACUUCAUAGUCUUCAUUGUGGUUUUCUUGCACAAUAACCUUAUGAGGUAGGCACAAAGGAAUCAUGGUAGAGCAGUGAUUUCCCUAAGGCCACAAAAUGAGUCUGUGUAGGAUUUGAACCCAAAGCUCUCAGACCCAUAUACUCCUCACUGUAUCCUGGUAGGUCUAAACUGAAGCCAUUUAAGUUGACCUUUAGUAAUAGGACAGCUCUAUACUAGGAAUACAGGGAUAUAAAAUUACUGCCUUUGUGACAAAAAGACUUUAAAGAUCAGAAGUUACGUUACUUCUAUGAAAACCAGUUCAGAUGCAAAAAAUAAAAAAUAAAAAUGUUAAUAUAGAAUUUAUAGUAGGGUGGUUUCAUGCUAAAUAUCUAAAUUUAACACAUACUUGAAAAUGGCUAGUAUCACCAUCACAUAAGUAAGGAGGGAUAGAAGCAAGCCAGGAUUAAUCAUGUAAGUAACACAGACUUCAACAGGAAAGGUUUUUUUUUGGUUGUGGUUUUUUUUUACCAACAACCAAAACACAAACAGUGAAAACCCCCAGGUGGCUGAUACAUUGGGUAUACAUAAACAAUAAUAACAUAUUCAAAUCAACCAUAUGUACAAUUCUAUAUACCUUAACACUCCUCCCUCCACAAGGUUUAUUUAACUUUUAACAUUUUAAUUGCCCCAAAUUGUUCAAACCUGCCCAAAUAAGUCAAUAUUUUCUCAAACCAAUCCUCCUCCUUCUCACUGACCUGAAACCCUUUCAUUUUAUGUAUCUCCACAGUUAGAUAUUCUAAGAUUAUAAUAUUUUUCUAUUUUUCCCUCCAUUGGUUCACCCCUAGCUCUUCUGCAUUUUUCCAAUUACUCGCUAUAACCUGUCUGGCUGCAAUUACCAUCAAUUUUACCCAUUUACAUUCCUCUUUUGUUUCUAACUCGGUGCUACUCAGGCUAAUAAGAACCAUUAAUUUAGAUAUUUCCACCUUCCUACCCAGAAUUCCCGAUUCAACAGGAAAGUUAAGCAUGUGCUACUGAAAUGUCUGGGCUUGCACAACAAUCCUAAACAUGACUACUCAGAGGUGAGUCUGUCUGAUAAAGUUCAGAGGGGGUCACUUUCCAAUAAAUGGGUGGUAAAGAUAGGAAACUGCCUUAUACCAGCUUAAACUAUUAGUCCAUCUUGCUCACUAUUGUAUAUAUACUUACUGGCAUCAGCUGUUCAGGGUUCCAGACAAGUCUCUGCUAUUUCUUUGUGAAAAUGCCAGGUUUGGAACCCAGGAUCUUUUGCAUGAAAAGCAUGGCCUCUUCCAUUGAGCUAUGGUCCUUCCUCGGCUUUAAAAGAAUUUAGACUGGCUAGAUUACACUGUGUGUUUUUGAAAACACAACACAGUAGAUUCCUACUGGUAGAAAUCUAAAUUAGGAAACUCAAUGGUGCCUCUCAAUUGUUUUGUUUUUAAUGUGAAAGCUUUUUAAAAAAUUAAAAAGCAAAUUUCUAAUGAAGCUUGAUGUUGCAGAUAGCUGGGAACAGCCAACAAGAAAAGCUGUCAUUUUGCAUUGUAAAUGAAAAUAUUGCGAUCUUUAAAAUAUACAUAAAGUCUGCUGGAGAAAAUGAAGAAUAGUUCUUUUGUCAGAUAAUACUUAAACUCACCCCACCCCACCCCAAAUUAACUGACUAGUGUCCAAUGAUCCUGGCUACAAUAGUGGCUUCAUUUCCUGCACUGCAAGGCUAGUUCAUUCCCACAGAGAAUCCACUUCUCAUUUUCCCAUUGCUUAGAAAUACACACCCCCUGAAAGUUGGAAUCAUGCAUCUUACUAAGUAUUUCAGUUAUGCUAUUGACGUCAAUGCAGUCAUUAAAUAGAUUGCUGGCCCUCCCAACAGUAAGCUUGUGCCAAAGACCUAGAGGCAGACACGUUUUAAAAGAAGAACAUCAGGUUUUCUUUUUAGAAGUUCAGAAAAAUACGAGGCAGCGUUUCUCCCUUCACGUCCCUCUGCUUCACAAUCCCUCUUACGUCUUUUAGAAAAUUUCGUUGCUUUUCAUUGUUGGUAGAUUCGCUCAGGGGUUGCCAUUCUGUUACUAUGUACAUAAACAACCUUAAAUGAGAGACUUAAAGAGUAGUUUCUUGUGAUCAGCUCCGACUGAAAAGCGACGCUAAUUUUACGUUCUUGUAGAUGGAUUUGCUUACAUAUAUCAUGUAACAUUAAGUCAGCCAAACCUUUUUAGCCUUUGACUCCAGACGUUCUUCAAGGAUUGAUUUCAUGGAGUCUAUUAAAAAAUCGCUGCCAUUUCUCCUCAGCGAGCCUCCUGUGGGCUCUGAAGAUGUGUAAGCCAAUCACGGUUCCAUAGCAACCGAUGUAAACUGUUCCCUGUCACCCACACCUGUGGACUCUCAUGUUAGGCAUUCCACACGUGCUACACCCAUCAUGCCCUCAGCCAUUCCACCCAGUCCAACUGCCAUCUAUGGCAGCUGAGCAAGCAACAGUGAUGUCAGUGGGACUCCCCGAGCGUAGCCAAGGAACCCUUCUGAGGUUCCAGAGGGGAGGAGGGGAGGCAAGCGCUCUUCCAAGACGAGAGUGACUGACAGAUUCAUUCAUUAUGUUAACCAGGGCAAUACAUACAUCCUAGAGCUGCCUGCCCCAUCCUCUUUAGAUACACAGUGCAGGAUAUGCAGCUGUCCCAGACAGAAUGGAUCUGACAGGCAAGAGUUUUCUUUAAAAGGCCUUUUAGAGCUCCACAACGGAGGAUUAUAUGGCACCCUUAAACAUGUGGUGGACGACCUUACCUUUUGAUGGAACAAUCAGGUAUGUUUUACAACGAAAGCACUAGAAUUGUUUUCUAGCGAUUUGUAGGUAAUCGAGCCUCUGCUUUAUUGCCAUUUGCCCUUCCUUAUUGCUCCCUGCUUUUUUCAGUCUGUUAGGAAGAUUCCUCCAUGUAGCAAAGCCAAGUUCCUUUCAUAAUGUGCUCCAAUGUAAACAGGAGGGCUCCAGCAUCACUUCAUACUACAUUUCUUAAAAAACCCACCGAGCUGAAUUCUGAGUUUUGUAUACCAUAUGCAGACAGACUCAACCUUGAAGAAAAGAGUCUGUCUGAAAGUGAAGGCCUGGGUUAAUUAAAUGUGCUUUAUUGAGAGUGGUGAUAGCUUUUAUACAGUGACGUGUUUCCCCCCAAAACUGACAUUUCUUGUCUCGAGGUGAUUUCAGGCCUCCAAUUUACUUACUUACUAACUUGCAUCUAUACAUUUCCAUGUCCAAAUGAGAACUUCAUUGGACUCUUGUCACCUGGGGCUGAUUCAGAGCAGUGAUCCUUUGAGCCAUCCCAGCAACCUAUCAUCCUGGCCUCACAGAUUGCCAGCUAGGAAUGGGAAGGGUGAAAUUUAGGAGCCUCAAAAUAAAAGAAGGGGUGCAUAUCAACAGUGUGUCUGUAAGGAAGGAUUUGCACAUGCCAGAUAUUUAAUAAAGCAAAUUUUUAAGUUGUGUGAAAUCAAAUUCAAAAUACUAUGUGUAUAUAAACUUCUGAAGCUGAGUUUUAGAGAAUGAGAACUACUGCUGAUGACUCAUUCAAGCACUGGGAAAGUAGGUUGUAAUGAUUAGUCAAAGUUCUUUCUUUAACUCUUGCUGUUAUGGGCCAUAUCCCAUGCCUUCAGUUUUCCUAGCUCCUUCUGAUGUCAGCACCAGUCUGGAAAACCUGGGACACGGCUAGAAUCCAUUAUUGCAUUAUAUGAUUAUGAGGGCAUGAAAAGUUUACUUCUGAUGCUACCAUUCGCUACAGAAGAAGACUAAAAGUAGUGCCUACAUGUACUACUUGAGUUGAAUUUUUAUUUUUAUUUAAUUUGUUUUCAAUUUUAUAUUUAAAUUUAAAUUCCAUAAGGACUCCUGAGCCACUUUAUGCAGUAAGUUACAUUAAAACCAUAUCUAACAAUAAAAAGCAACAAUAAAGACAGCAUAAGCAAAAUCAGUUAAGUGGAUAUAGCAUUAGGAACAACUACGUAUAUAAAUCCACCAGAUAUUUUGCUAACACCCAGAAACUAUAGAUUAGAAUUUUUAAGUGUCUCUUGGAUGACAGUUCACCUUAUUUUUUCAAACUUUAAUUUGAAAGGCAGACUUGCUGUUUUUGCUUUACCCUGUGGAAAAUAGGUUCAUGCUAUUAUCUAUGCGGUUAUUAAUCCCUGUGAACUAAACAAAUAAUACAGUGGUUUAGCUAGGUAAUUUGAGAUGAGGGGGCUUUAGCUGGUCAUGUAAAAUUUUUCUCUCUCCCACUGCUAUUCCAUAUUUUAAAAACUUCUAGAUUCCUGAUUAUCUGUGUGGGUGGCUAUUUGAGAGAGAGAGAGAGAAAUUUCCAAUCUUUUUAAAAAAUAAUAACAACUUGGAACAUGUACAAUUUAGCAUUUUAAACUCACUUAAGUGUCAUUGUAUAAUCAUGACUGCUUUGUUGAUUCCAAACACAUUUACUUUGGAAGAAGGACAAUUUUGUUGUAGAAACAGAUAAUAGAUUCCAAAAGUAAAAAUAAUAAAAUGAGCAUCUUUAACCAUAUAUAUAUAUAUAUAUAUAUGAGAAAAACAUCUCUAGAUUGGUGUUUUAUUGUGGGCAUCUUCUGCAACAUGUUCUUUACAUAAUAAUAGUAGUGGAUUUAUUCUGCUUUAGAAGUUGUUCUGUGAUGCUCCUCCAAUGUUACCACAUUAUUGAUGUCUGGAGGAGCUAUUGCACAAGGAAAGCAGGACAAAAAUAAAGUAAAAUGACUGUGGUAUGAAAAAGUAGCAGGAUAUGCAGUGGCUGAAAGUGAAGCAGUGUGACCACCUCAGAACUUAUGUAGGUGCGAACUGUAUCAAAAGCGGGAUUGCACCUGACCUUCCCAGUAGCAUCAUGAGCACAAGUCAUCAUGGAUGUGGACGCACAACAGUGUUUGUGAAACAAUAAACAUACAAGACAACUCCAGCAUGGCCAUGUUGGCCCAGGUGUUGAUGUGGGGUGCUUUGCUAGUGCCCUCAUCACCUUCCAUUCUCAGAAUUGUCAAGGUGGAACUGUGAGGCCCUGGACCUCAGCCUCUUGUUUGAGCCCUAACUGCACCAUUGACGUAAUGUAUGGAAUACUGCACCAAGUUCAUUCCUCACUAGUUAGCAAAUCUUAGAAGAGUCUGUUCUUAAGAAUGAGUCACUCAGGCUCCCGUAGUUAACAGUGCCGCCCACCACAGUCUUGGGCAGAUUUACUCAGGAGCAACUUCGGCUGUAUCCUGUGGGGUUUAUUCUAAAGCACGUUUAGAAUUGCAACCUUACAGAGCAAUCCUAGCAGUUGGGUGUGUUGUUGUUUUUUAAUUGAUCUUUAAAUUGCAUUAUAUGGCUGACAUGUUGUGACUCUUAAAUAGCAAAUUGUCACCAAGGGUCAAGAUUCCAGGGCAGGCAUAAAGUUCUCAUGGGCUGUUUGCUAUUCGAAGAAAGUAAAGAAGUCUUAGGUAACUGGAAAUGUUAAAAUAACUUUAAAUAAGCAAUGAGAAACAAGAUCCAGUAUUUUUGUCUAGGUUUUUUUUUUAAAAAAAAAAACAAAUCCUUUAAAAACCCCACCAUUAUAUUACAGCAUAUUAUUAACAUUUAUAUGAAACUACUAGAUGAUGUUGCCUAUUUCUCCACUAUGUGAAGGUGAUUGUUGGAUGGGUUGAGUGUAUGUACCAGCCUUAACCUGUAGAGUUUUCUGAGUUGCCACUAAGCCCAAUAAGAAAGAAAAAAAAGUUAAACAACCCAGUUAAACUAAUUAAAAAUUAAAUAACUGAAGGAGGGUUCUUCUAGUUCCUGUUCAUCCCUCUUCCUCUCUGAUUUAGUUGGCAAUAGAUUAUUUUUAAAACUGAUUUCACCACAAGAGAAAAUGAAUUUCAUUAAAAAUGCAUCAAAACCACAGGCAUUAAACCACAGUUUUGUUAGUCAAGGAUGGUUAAAUUGCUAAAAAGUGAUUUUAGAAACAUUCUUAGGUCUAUUAGCAGACUUUUAUUUUUAAGGAUUUUUUUUUCUGAGCUGCUGAUUAUGGAUGAUUCCAUUGUGUACAGAAUUACAGUGUUUCAGCAAGCUUUCGUGCAUGUAACAAACAAUAAUGAUGAGAGAAAACUCUGAGAACAUUGUCAUUAUUUUAUCAUGUGUGCGCCAGAAAAUGCAGGUGUUUAACAUGCAAGAAAUAGAUUUCUCAUACGCACUCAGAAGCUUAUUUUGAUGCAUAAAAUAAAUGCUUGAGGUUUCAUUCUUCAUUUAAUCCGCGUACAACCUAUGAGCGGACCUAAAUAAAGAUGUGGAUUAUCAAGACAUAUUUUCAUAGAAACAGAGGCCAGUGGAUAAGUAGCAAGUUAUUGACAACAUCUCAUGAACAUUCAUAUUUGCUAAUUGCCUCCAGCCUGGGACAGGGACUCAAAGUGGCUUACAGCUAUAAAAUAAACAGCUAAAAACAUAGGGGGAAAGAAAUCAUCAAAGAAAAUAAAAGUAAACAUUAAAACAUACACAUUAUUACAAUAAAACAUCACAGUACCAGCCCUUUCCUUAAAAGCGGUCAGUUCCCAAAGCCUGUUGGAACAAGAAAGUCCACUCCUACUAGUGGAAGGACAACAAGGAGGGAGCCGGUCUAAUUUUGGCUGAGAGCCCAGGAAGACCUGUUCCCUGCCUUGCUGGCCUUCUCCUACCUGGCCUGGGAGGAAAGGAGACUGCCUGCCUGCCUUCAGCUACGAAAGCUGCUGAACAGGCUCUUUGGCUGUGGUAUUGUUUAGAGCUUUUGGUUGGGGUUUAUUGCUGCUGUUAUUGAUACUGAUAUUAUUUUUGUACCUUUUUUUUUUUUAGAUCCAUCAUAUGAUUUAUGUGGCUAUUGUUUCCAUUUGGUUGUGUACUUUUUGGUAUGUUUUAUCUAUUUUUGUUAUGUUUGUAAUGAUGUUACUCUUGUUGCAAGCCACUUGAGCAUGGUUAUAGCUAUGGAAAGGCGACAUACAAAUAAAAUGAUGAUGAUGAUGAUGAUGAUGAUUGACGGCAAUUUCUCUAGGAAAGGAGUUCCAAAAUCUGGGAGCACCUACCAAGAAGGCCUUCUCCUGCAUCACUAUCAAGUGUGCCUGUAAGGGGGUCAGGACUAAGAGAUUCAUAAAAAUGAAACCAGAUUCAUAAAAAUCAGUGGACUUUUUAACAUAAUUAAAAUAUAUUUUACCCUAUUUGCUUUGUUUCAUAUACUGCCUUAGUCAGGGAUUGUUAUGUCAUCUUUCCAUAAGCAUUUCUAAAUGGAUUGACAAAGGGACUUGAAACAUUGUGAUAAGGAAGCAAGGACGUUUUGAAUUUUGCCCACAAAGUAUUAAUGCCUCAGCCUAGUUCUUUAUCCUGGCAAUGAGUUCUGCCAAGAGCCAAAUGCAGGAAACAAUGUACUGAGGCUGCCACAAAUCAGAAAGAAAAGUGACAGCACUUGUAUGGUGCCAAAUGGAAGUAGCAAAAUGCAGGAAACAUUUUGUCAAAUGUCACUUAGCAAUGAUAUCAUAAGGGGAAUCAAGGAAUGGGAUUUGCCUGCAUACUAGAAAUACCACAGUCAAUGGAUAUGUAGAAGCAGAAAUAGCCAAGACUACAGAGACUUAUCUUCGGACAUUGAAUGAAAACGAAAGAUUACACAGAUCUCUCUCCCAGAGCAAAUGGUUGAUUCAUCGCAUUAUCAUUUUACUGCCUUGGCUUAGUUCUUCAGCACCCAGCUGAAUUCUUGUGUAUGUUCAUGAAUCAUGGAGGAAAUGAUGAAUUGCUUGUCUGUCAAUUCUAACAAAAAGUUAGAACAUUGAGGAAUAACUCUGCAGGUUAACAAGUGCAUCUUUUGGGAUAACAUUUCAAAAUGAAGUAAAUUGCUUUAAAAUAUAUAAAGAAAACAGAAUUAGCGGAGGAGAGAGUAAAUGGUUAUUAAAGUAAAACAAUAUAUUCGAAUCAGGCUAAGUAUUAAUUUAUUGGAACUCAAAGAUAACAGCAUGGAUCAGACAACUGAAAUAGUUGAUUGCCAAGACCUCAGAGCUCUGCUGGCUCCUAUUGAUUCUAUAAGGCUUUCGUCCCGCCUCCAGCUGUAGGUGUAGUUCUUACAUCAAAUUGUGAUCGCUGAUAGUAUAACUUCUUUUUGCUUGGUGGUGUCAGGUCCUUUUGCAAAAACAUUGCUCUGCAGUUGGACUUUGUCAUAGGCUUCCACUGAAGUGCCGUGUACAUCAGCUGAGUUAUGGUCUUCCUAGAUUUUCAGAGUUGUGUCAUCUACUUUUGAAAAAGCUCAGAAGCAUUUGUAAUCCCAGGUGGCAAGAUUUCGAAGAAUAUUUGGUUUAUCCAAGGUGCUUGUCAAAAACCUACUUGGAGCACUGAGGCACAGCCUUGCCUGUCUCAGAUUUAAUAGAAAAAUAGAGCUGGGUGUUGUCAACAUACUGAUGACAUUGCGCCCCAGACUUCCUGAUGAUGGUUCCUAGUGAUUUUGUAUAGAUGGUAAAUGGGGACAAAAUACUGCCCUGCAUGAUGAACACAAGCUGCUCCUCAUUCUAACUUGUUUGUAUGGAAAAGCAUAAAAGAUUUAAUAGGUGACCCACUAGGCUGUGUAAAAGCAGUUUUAGCUUAUGCUGGUUGAGGAGUUUUGGAAUCCCUCGUAAACCUCCUCAUAAAUAAGUAUUACAUCAGCUUCUGCAUCUAUUUUGAAAUUAAGGAUUGUCCCACAAAUAACUAAGUUUACUCUCCAGGGUGGGAUGAUGUCUUUACAAAAUAUGGAGUCUAAGAAAAACUAGCUGCCCGCUACCAUUAGAUAUGCUAUACAUUUUGGCGACUAAUUAGGCGUGAACUUUCAUACAUAUCAAUUACACAUACUCAUUACUGCAGGUAAAUUCCCCUGCAAGGCAAUUACUAUGUGGAAGAUAUUUGACAGGAACCGCAGGGACUUCCUCUAUUGGGAGUAUCCUUAGCUUGAACCACUGUAGCUUCCUCUAUUAUUUCCUUGCAGUGUCACCAUGCUUGUUGUUCAGAACAAAACCAAAACGAAAUACACGAUUCAUGCAGAGUUCCAGCUGAACCAAGCUCCUUGGUAUCUUUGGGCAAACCCCUUGUAAUAUUGAGCUGAUGGUAGAAUCUUGAGAAAUGGUAGUUCCCCCCUUUCCCCCCCUCUUUUUUUAAAAAAAUGAUAUUUAUUAAGGAUUUUAAAAUUACAGAAAAAACAAAAAAUAAAAAGAAAGGGGAAAAAACAAAGGAAAAACAAACCACAAUCCAACAAUACAAAUUGAUAAAAAUCAAAAUCAAAAAAUAACAACAAAACACAUAACAGAGCACAAUCAAAAAGUAAAAAUAAGCCACAAAAAUUUAAAAGCAAAUCCAGUAUUCUCAAAUCCUUAACUGUCAUUGCCUUCUUUCAUUGACCUCCUCACUCCUCCCUUUUGUUGUAUCCUAGUUGUUAAUUGUCACAGCAAAUCCUUUCCAUAUUUCAUAAUAUUCUGUCAUUACAUUACCUUAAUCUAUUUUAAUCUUAUCUUACUAUAAAAGACCUUAAAGCUUAAAGCUUAGAUCUUAUUUAUACUAAUUUCUCCUAACCAUAAUAUUCUUACAUAAUUCUUUAAACAUUUUUGCUAAAGCCAAAUAAUUUCAUUCCAACAUUUUUCUAACAUUCAUCAAUUUUAUAAAACAAUCCUAAUAAAAAAAAUUUUUUUUCUUCCAAUCUUCAUCCAGCGUCUUUUCCUCCUGGUCCCAGGUUUUGUCAGUCCUUUCUAUCCCAUCAAUCUAGCGCAUUAACCUGGUAAUCUUAUGUCCGAGGCCCUUAAGUCCCUUCCAUGUCCCAUCCGCAGUUCUUCUUCAUAUUUAUACCUGUACUUUACUUUGUCUCCUGCUCCUUUCACUCGUGGGAACUCCAGCUUAACAGUGUUUUUGACCCUUCUCGACAAAUCAGCCCCUUUUCCAUAGUCCACACUAAACUCCAUGUGGUAUUUAAAAACAUGUUUCAAAGUCCCUCCAGAAUUAAGAGCCCGCACAACCCCAAACAUCUCACGGCCCAUUGCCAGACUUGAAAAGUCCAAACAUCCCUGCAUAGGGGGGUCUAUCCAACCCCCCAUUUCCAAACCAAACCAAACUUUAUCUUUCCAAAUCUGGCUUUUUCCAAGUUCAUUUGUCAAAUCCAAGAAUUCAUGUUCCUGCUGGGCCACAGCUCCCUCCAUCUCUGGCGCCCAAGGUUCAACAGCAUCCUCUUCCCUCAUCUGUUCUGUCAGAGCACACUCCUGAUUUGAUUCCUGGGUGGGCUCUAUAUAGUUUCCCACUACCUGUCCAAAAUUUCUGAUCGCAACAGUCAUCAAGUCCGUCUUCUCAUGUAGCUGUUCCAGUAGGGCACUUGUUUUACAGAAAGCAUGCAGCAGAGCUUCUGAGUACAUUGUUCUGCAAGGUCAGAAGUCUAUUCCCACGAUCGUAAUCUAUUGCAGCUGCAAGCUCCCCGGUUCAGAAUUGGUAACAGUUUCACAGGCUCCCUCUAGGGGAAGAGCUUCUAUUUGUUCUUUUCUUUUAAAGGCAGAUCUAACAACAAAGUUUCCUUUUUCAGAUAUUUUGUCAAUAUUUGUUCCUUUAAAAUGCGAAGGGGAACAAUGGAAUCACUAUGUUUCUCUUCUUUUAACUAUCUGUCAAAGACGUUUGUCUCUGGUCAAUGAGCUUCCCAAAGAACGUCAAUCCUGACACCCCGCUCCAGGAUCAAGAUGGUGGAAAGUUACUUUGCGUUACACUCUCUUCUACAGGUUUAAACAGUCCGGAAAAAAUCCCCCCUCUUCUCCUGCUUCCGAAGGGGGUUCAACAAUUUUAAAUGAUGAAAGUUAAUCCUUUACAGGCGAUUUUCUGAACUCUAGUUUGCCAUGUCUUUGCUUUAAUCUAUCUACAAGAAACGGAAGGCUGACUUCCUGUUUAGACCUUCCCGUUUCAGUGCCAAAUUGAGGCAAAUUUCUUAGUCCAAUUUUCCUUUCUACUCGCAAAUCAUUAUUUGAAGUCCAAUUAUCCGAAAUUUAAGUACUCAUGGGUAAUUGUUUUAAAAGCCAAAUUGUCCCAGGAAAAAGGCAGUGCUCUCCGGCAACAGCUGUGCGGCUUCGCUCCACGGAAGAAGCAGUUGACUCUCAGCACCGCGCCACUUCCCCCUCUUCACUCCGGAGCCCGUUAGUGGGUUCCUUUGCGGGUUGGGGGGGCGCUAAAGGUGCCCGCCAAGUCCCAUGGUCACAGGCUUCAUCCGCCUGUGAUUUUUGAAAGGGUCCCCGCUUCGCCGUAGCAGGAAAGACCCGUUUCCCGUGGAGCUGGUCCCUCCGGAUCAGAGGGAGUCUGCCAUUACCGAUGGCGCCACCCUGGAAGUCCCCCUCCCUCCCCCCCUCUUUUUGCUGCAGAGUGCUUUUUAAAAAGUAGCUGGAUUGCUUUUGGGGACUUUCACUUCGCCUGAUUUUGCAGACACGAGUGAGUUUACCCUUUUCAGAAUGGCUGCUGUAACUACCCCGUAGUGUUUGUGAAGCAGAGCUUACUUUUUCAAAGUCAUUCCCAAUUUUUCUUUGCUCCUUAUUCCGAGGUUUGCACAGCUGGUUACUUUGCCAUCUUUAUGGCUUUGUGAAAGGUUGAUCCCCCUAUUAGCUCCGUCCUUUCAGGAAGCCCUUUGCUUCGAAUUCCAAGCACCAAUCGCUCUCUAAGGUGCUCUUCCUUUUUAUUAGCAAACUCAGCCUGUUCAUACAAGGCACUGACAAAUGACUGCACUGGUUCCCAAGGCUUCCACACUCUUCGAUAGAACUGGAGCCUUCUCAAAAUCCAAAAUCCUAUUGGAAAUGAAAUGGGCAUCCAACCUGGCUAGAACACUCUCCACAAAAGUAAAUGAUUUAUAUACAUUGCUGGCUUCUUCCCCUAUAGCAUAAUGAUUUGCCUUUCUCCAUGGAACUUUAUAGCAAGGCAAAGCAAGCAUGCUGCAGGAUUGUUGUAGUUGAAAGCUUCUGGUGCCCUGGGAUGUUUUACAGAUGAAGAGCGGUAUUAAAAAAAAAUUGGGUGAAUAAAUAAAACAAGCAGAUGUUCCCAUUGGAACCUGCAAAUCACAAGUACUUUAUCUCUAAAUUUAUUCUGUUGGUUAAAUAAAUGUGGUCAUAAAUAGAAUUUACCAUAUUUUAUUCUCACAAGCUGCUCUCACCUCAAUUCAUGAUGCCAUCUGAAUACUAGAAGAUUCAGUAGCCUAAACCAGAGCACGACAACCUUGGGGUUUCUUAGCUCAUAGACUCUAGUUACCAAGUGUCAUCACUCUCCUUAGUCCUGUGAAAGUGUCAGGACCAUUGUUUGUCUCAAAAGCAAGAGUCUGAAAUGUGCAGGCAUAUAGGUGUCAUAGCUAUGGUGUGUUCUGCAUGAACUGUUCUACGUAUAAAAGUUUUUAUGUGUUCCCUGCGCUCCUUUGCCAGGAAUGGUCUCUUCCCUAAUUUUGGUGGUGAAGUUGAUUUUCACAAACAGUUCCUUUGUGCACAUAAUCAGCUCCAUUCAUUGAAAUAAAUGGCAGGAUUUGUGUUUACCAAAAUAUCUGGAUUGUGUUGCCUAUUUACAACCUUUGCUGCAUGUUAAAGCAUUAUGCAGAUUGCAAUACCUCUUUUCUGGAAUAAGAAUUGCCCAUGCAGUUGGCCCCAUCCACAUGAUUUUGCUAUUAAUAAGCAUACCACUGCAGACUCAUAUCUUGUCACAAGGAAGCUUCUCCCUUCCACAACUUUAUAGACUUGUCCGGGUGGAGCAGAGUGUUUGGAACAUUGAACUCACAAACCAGUGUUUAUUCGGAAUCAAGCCACAAAAUAAAAUAUUCAGCAAAGUAUUUGUUAAAUCAGCUUGGAAAAUAUCCAAGUAAAAGAAGCAAUGGCAUCGUAAUUAGGCAUUCCAGGCAAGGACUAAGCUAGGAUCCUUAGCACUUGGAUUCAUUCCCAACAAUGUGCAUUUUAGAGCUGCGGUUUAUGAAGCUUUAUUUUCCCCCAAAUAAGAAUUAUUAAAUCAGUGCUAUCUAAUAUAAAUGUGCAUGCGUAAAGACACAGCCUCACAUACGUAUUAACUGUGGAAGACCACAAUUUUUUGCUUGGCUAUCUACUUUCUGUUAUGUUUGGACAUGCCUGAAUGAAAUGCUACUCUUUUAACUUUGAAAGUUAAAUAAAGGGUGUUCCUCGCGUUCAUGUUUAAUUUGGGAUUAAUUAACAAUCAGCUGAACCCUGCCCAGAUGUGUGUGCAGUCACUUGCUGUAGGUCACUAUUUCUCUUUCUCAACCACAUUUCUAAUCUCCAACGUGACUUUCAAGCACAUGGUUGUUGCUUAGUCAAAUCAUGCUCGGAAGUAAAUAGCACUUUUUUUCUUCCACUGUAGAAUGUUUUCUUCUGUGAUCUCCUGGUAGGAUUUUUGUGAAACUGAAUAUUUUGCUACAAGUCAAUGCCUCUGAGUCCUGAAACACUACAGAAAUAUAAACUAGAUUGUUUUAAUAGCUGCCUGUUAGUUUUUAUUAAAAAGUAUUAACUUUAGCAACUAAUUAGAAGUAGUGACAUUAACAAAGUUUGCAAACAAUGGGUUCAUAAUAUGAAUUUUCACUGUUUUUAAUGCUAAGACAUCCUAUUUGUGUUGGAUAUUCUCACUCUUGAGCUUUUACUCCAGUCGUAGUUAAUAACAAAGCGUAUUUCAAGUUAAUGUCCCAUUUCUGCCUAUUUGCUAACAGCAUUUAGCAGACCAGACUGGCAAAUCCUAUAGCAGCUGUUGGUUCAUGUCCAGAACUCGAUUACUUUAACUCUUUACUCAUUCAAUAUUCUGUGAAGCCAUCUUUUCUAUUUAAUCACUGCAUUAUAGUCCAGUCUUAGUUGUGAGUAUAUGUUGGGGGUGAUCUUCCAGUACAAACCCUGCCUCCUUCCCCUAUGAUUACUUACCAGCAUUCAGUCUACUUCAACAUGGGGAGGAGUUCUGGGGGGACAAUGGGUGAUAUGCAAUGCACAACUGAAAUGUGUGCCAGUUCCCUACUGCCAAUUCUGCUGCUACUAAAACUGUGGCUGUAUCUUCCUCCUCCACAUUCCCACCUGCUUUCAUCCCACACUACAGUUUCCAAGUGACAAAACAAAAACUCACAUGUGCCAAACCAUUGUGAGCCCAUUUAGCACUUUCCCCCAUUGUUCAUAGAAAAAGCUUAUAGGGGCCCAGGUAUUAUUCGAGGUAAAUGGUGUUUCUGCAUCACUACUUAAAAUUUGGUUUAGGGAAGACCCAAAUCAAACUGUUACUAGAGUGCACGGAUACAAAGCUGUUUACAAAAUAGGUGCAGGUAUUGAGAUCCCCUUUCACUGUUGCCUGGUAUUUGGGCUUUAAAUGUUGCCAUUACUGGAACUGCUACCAUAAAGAAGCGUGUGGAGGCUCCUCAGAUAAGCAGCUAUUUUGCAAGAACAGGUUCUCAGUCACAGACAAGCCAACUCCACUUCCUCUUGCUCAGAGAAUUAUAAGAAAUUGUGACACUGAUGUGAAAGAUAAUACUUCCAAGGAACUUCCUCUCUUUCAAGUAACAUCUUAACAUGAAAUGCGGCCUUCCUUAAAUUAUUGACUCUCUUGUAAAGCUGUAUAUGUACAUCAUUUCUCCCCUUACACAGUUGUCCUUUUUCAGGAAGACUUGAGAAAACUGCUUAUGCCAAACAGUAUAUUUCCCCCUCUGCAGACAUCUGCGGGGGGGGGGGGGGAGGAAUGCUCCAUAGUGGGGGAUAGUGGCUUGAAUCCCCACUGCCUUCUCCAAAGGAAGAAAGCAAACCACCUUGACUGCAAUGUCACAUAUGGUGCAGGAGGUCGUGUUUUACAUGGCAUGACCUUGCAGCACAGAUUAUUUAAAUCCAUUGGUUUCAGUGGGUCUACUCUGAGUAUGACUACUACUGGAUGUCACCCAGAGAAAAUAACUCUCCUGCUGUAGCCCUUUUAAGCACUUGGAAUAGAACUUUAUGUGAAAGCACGUGGUUCCUUUUCAUUGCCUUGAGUUGGAAGGGAGGGUGAGUACUCUCUACUGCUUAGAGAUUUAAAGCUGCACAGUUAUCUAUAUCUAUAUCUAUCUAUAUCUAUAUCUAUAUCUAUAUCUAUAUCUAUAUCUAUAUCUAUAUCUAUAUCUAUAUCUAUAUCUAUAUCUAUAUCUCUAUACAGUGGUACCUCUGGAUGCGAACGGGAUCCAUUCUGGAGCCCUGUUCGCAUCCUGAAGUGAAUGCAACCCGCGUCUGCGCGUGCACAGGUCGCGAUUUGCUGCUUCCGUGCAUGCGCGUGAUGUCAUUUUGAGCGUCUGCGCAUGCACGAGCGGCGAAACCCGGAAGUAACACCUUCUGUUACUUCCAGGUCGCCGCGGAGCGCAACCCAAAAACUCUCAACCCGAAGCUACUUCAACCCGAGGUACGACUGUAUCUGUAUCUAUAUCUGUGUAUGUAUCCUCCAACAAUAUGGUGCCCACCAUAUUGGACAACAGCUCCUUUGCUGGCUGUGACUGAUAGGAAUUGUAGUCCAAGCCAUUUGGAAGGCAUCAUGCUGAUGGCUGGUAUAUGAAUAGAAUAGAAUUCCCAGUUGUGUUCCUUAUUUAUUUCUGGCACUAUUUUGGAAGACAAGUGAAAUAGUUGUACCUGGAGAAGGAGGAGGAGGAGUAAUAAUAAUAAUGAUGAUGAUGAUGAUGAUGAUGAUGAUGAUAAAUUUAUUAUCUAUACCCCAGCCACUCUGGACGGCUUACAGCACAUAAAAAAUUGUAAAAUGUGCAUAGCUGUUAUACGCAGGUAAUCUCAGUGUUUUUAUAUAUAUAUAUAUAACUGAGAUACUGCAGUGACACCCUGAAUGAAGAUAGAUAUAGAUUUAUUGAACAGGUGCUGAGCAGUCAUGGCAGCUGGUCUUUUUCUUUUCUUUUUUCCCAUCUUCAGACUAAUGAUGCAUUGUUUUGCUUCGGACUUCCUGUACCAUUUCCAGCAACAAUAUCAUGGCAUUUUUGGCAGCCGGCCACCAUCAUUCUACACACACACACACACACACACACACACACACACUCUCACUCCUGGAAUUAUGCUAUGUGUCAAAGCAUUAUACCAAGGGCAUUCAAGGGAAGGGCAGAAUGGUAGCCACAAGUGGCAGCCACUGAGAAAGAUUCCACUGGGGCCACAGGCAGUGGCAGAAAUAUACAUCACUUACAUUGCUUAAAGUGAAAAAGAGAAACGCACCACUUGCCAUCAUAAGCAUGCCUCAUGAACCAAAAGGAUUUGACCCAAAAUCAAUAAAAUAGCCCCUCCCUAAAUUUGCAACCUGCAAAUGAGGUAGCGGAUUUAUCAGGGGGCUGUCUUUCAACUCUAAAUAUAAUUUGAGCUUCCACAGUCCUUGCACCAGCAAACAGGUUUAUGCUGGUACAUAACUUUUGAGUCAACGACUAUCAUGGGUUUUUAGAAGUAAUUUUUAUGACCAAAUCUGAGGUGCUUGCUACCUGUAGUCCAGACAGUUACUAAGUCCUUAAAGGUCACAAGCCUGUGUUCAAAUUUACAUAAACUUGCAUAAACUAAUGUGCUUGUAUUGGUGUUUCUUGGCAAAUUAAGAUGGCAGGUCACUGGAGCCCCAGCCUCUUAUAAGGAAACUAUUUUUUCCCUAUAGUUUGUUUGUUUUAUUAUUUUGUGAAAGGGAGAGGAGAUCCAUGCCCUCCUUGGGCCACAUCUGCCUGUGAUUCUUUGUAGGUCCCUUCAGCAGAAUCCUUUAUUUGUUUACUCAGAAGUAAAUCUUAGUAAGUUCAACGGGACAAAUUUAGCUCCAUAAAUUCAUUUAAGAUUGCAGCUUUAGAAAAGAUUUUAAAUAAAUGCUUGUUCCCCAGAUCAAAUGUGCAAAGGCAGGAAAAUAAUGGUAGUGUACUACAGUCAAAGGGGGACACGGGUAGUGCUAUGGUGUAAACCACAUAGCCUAGGGCUUGCCGAUCAGAAGGUCGGCGGUUCGAAUCCCCGCGACGGGUGAGCUCCCGUUGCUCGGUCCCUGCUCCUGCCAACCUAGCAGUUCAAAAGCACGUCAAGUGCAAGUAGAUAAAUAAGUAUCGCUCCGGCGGAAAGGUAAACGACGUUUCCGUGCGCUGCUCUGGUUUCGCCAGAAGCAGCUUAGUCUUGCUGGCCACAUGACCCGGAAAAACUGUCUGCGGACAAACAUUGGCUCCCUCAGCCAGCAAAGUAAGAGUCGUUCGUGACUGGAUUUAACUGUCAGGGGUCCUUUACCUUUACCUUUACCUUACUACAGUCAAAUUUUAAAUCCCUUCUGGAAAUCCAGUUCAGAAUUUCCUUGUGUCUUUGGCAUGAACUAAAGGGGAGUUUAAAGUUGGUUAAAAGAAGCAGGAUUUCCAUUUUGCCAGUUUAAAUAAAAAUCCAGUAUUUCUGUGGUUUCCUGUUAAGAGACAUUUCAUUGAACACCUAAUUUAAUAGAUACGGAUUUAACAACAAGAAAAAUCCCUCUCUUUUAAUGCAAACGAUCUUUCUGAGGAGAGGAUUAUCACAGCUGCAGAAGUUCAGGGAGUUUACUUCCAGUUAUUUUUUCCUGCCCGUUUGUUUUUUAUCUGAAGUUAGUUUUUUUUAAGGGAAAACUGAGAGAUGCAGAUUGAUUGCCUAAUCUCACUCGGUGACACUUUCAAAGUCUUAUAAAAAAAUCUCCGCACAUGAUUAAUGCUUGAGAGGAGACGGAAAAAACCCCUUUGCUUACGAAGAACUUGCUUUUCCUCAUCUGUUCUGUGAGUGCAUAAUAUACAAUGCAGAUGAGCCUGUCAGAGGUCCCUCCCCUUACAUCCCCUACGAGAGGAAGUUUGUUGAUGUAGUACUGACAUUGCUUCUUCAAAGCCAGCAAGAACAAAAAGAAAAGAGAAGAAAGCCCAUGAAACCACAACAGCCACUCCAAGGCGAGACGUGCAUUGAUUUGUUCUGCUGGAGAGUGGAACAGGAGCUCGCAGAACUCAUGAUGAAAGAGCACAGCAGCAGCAGCAGCUACAGCAGCGUCGGUCCGAGCCGUGUCAGCGAUUCCACCAUGGAAAGCCUGCAAUCACUCAAGCCUAACUACAUGCCUGUGUGUUUAUUUGCAGAGGAAUCUUAUCAAAAAUUAGCAAUGGAAACUUUGGAGGAAUUGGACUGGUGUUUAGACCAACUUGAAACCAUUCAGACCUACCGAUCUGUUAGCGAAAUGGCAUCGAAUAAGGUAAGAGGAAAAUAUUUAUCCCCCCCCAAUGGUUUUGAAAAAUGGAAUUUAGUUGCAUAGGGAUUUAAACUUUUUUUUCCACAUAUACAGCUAUAUCUGCAAUCAGACCUGCUACUGAUUUUACCAAAAACAAAGUUAAAGAAAAUGGGUGAACUCUUACACACCACCUCUGCUUCUUAUUAAAGCUGCUAAAUAUUGGUAGUUCCUAUCAUUACACUAUGGAGGUGGAGCAGUAGACAUGUGUGGCAUCAAACUUUGCAAGCUCUCAAGCAGAACACAGUUGUAUCCAGAAAUCAAGUUUUGCUCUUUGAUUUUGUUAAAUGGGUACCUAGGUGAUUUGUAAAUCGGGGGAGUGGGGUGGAUUAUUGUAUAUAUUUACAUACUCGGAACAAUUCCCGAUUUUGUAUUAAUUAUCCCUUAGAUACAAAGGAAUAGCAACAAUUAGGCAGUGAUAUCAAGUUAAAGGAGUGUUUGUAGGAAUGGAACUUAAAAUCCUGAUGGGAUUAUAAUUGGGACAAUCAAUAACUUUGGAAAUAAUUGUUUUUAGUAAAUUGUCUGUGGUGCUGAUAAUUACAGUACAGUUAUCUUCGCAGUUGUCAUGCAGCAAAUAUAGUAUGUAUUGCUUUGAUUUCAGUUACUGCAUUGUACAUUGUAAAAGAAAGGUGUUCUGGUUUUGUAUACAGUGGUACCUCAGGUUAAGUACUUAAUUCGUUCUGGAGGUCCGUUCUUAACCUGAAACUGUUCUUAACCUGAAGCACCACUUUAGCUAAUGGGGCCUCCUGCUGCUGCUGCGCUGCCGGAGCCCAAUUUCUGUUCUUAUCCUGAAGCAAAGUUCUUAACCUGAAGCACUAUUUCUAGGUUAGCGGAGUGUGUAACCUGAAGCAUAUGUAACCUGAGGUACCACUGUAUUAGUAGUUGCAUAUGUAAUGACAAGUCAUAUAAAGUGUUGCUAUGUUAAGAGGCACAUUUCUAAAAGGGGUAAAAAUGUGUUGUAGAAGGUUGGCUGAUAUGCUUGUGUGUCGUAUGUAUGCCUUCAACCAAACCACUUGGAGAGCCAUGCUGAUUGUAUGGUUUAACUUAGUAAUUAAUUGUAAAAUCUCCCCAUUAUAUCUCUAACACCUUAUCCUUUUACAGUAUAGUUAAAACCUGUCGCUCGGACUGUAUUUACACCAGAGUCGCUCUUUCAUUGGCUAUUAGCCUGAAUAUUGAUGGAUUAAACAAAAGGCACACCUACUUCCCUGAGGCCGUGGGCACCUUAUCUGCUGUGAUCCAGGCAUUGUUCAACAGAACAGUCUUUUGCACUGUUAAUGCAGUCAGUUGAGCUACAGCAUACAUGAUUCCAGAAUCAGCAUACAUUGGUACCUCGGGUUACAUACGCUUCAGGUUACAUACGCUUCAGGUUACAGACCAGAAAUAUUACCUCAGGUUAAGAACUUUGCUUCAGGAUGAGAACAGAAAUCGUGCUCUGGCAGCAGCGAGAGGCCCCAUUAGCUAAAGUGGUGCUUCAGGUUAAGAACAGUUUCAGGUUAAGAACAGACCUCCAGAACGAAUUAAGUACUUAACCUAUAUAACCACUCUAUAUAACUUUCUCCAGGUGCUCUUAUUAACACUGGUACAGUGGUACCUAUGGUUACAUACACUUCAUGUUACAGACGCUUCUGGUUACAGACUCCGCUAACCCAGAAAUAUUACCACGGGUUAAGAACUUUGCUUCAGGAUGAGAACAGAAAUUGCGCAGCGGCGGCAGUGGGAGGCCCCGUUAGCUAAAGUGGUACCUCAGGUUAAAAACAGUUUCAGGUUAAGAACGGACCUCCGGAACGAAUUAAGUUCUUAACCCGAGGUACCACUGUAUGUGGCCUUUUAUGAUAAGCAAGCUAUGGAGCCUAAUAUCUUACUCUGUUUCCUUCUGCAAAGGUAUCAGUUUUCACACGCUGUUUUCAACAUUUUCUUUAACAGAACCCUCCUUUUAAUAUCCAGCCUUCAUAGACCCAGCCACAAACUACCUACUUAACCUUGCUCAGGUCACCAUCAUGCACUUUGCUGCUUAAUAAUAAUAAUAAUAAUAAUAAUUUAUUUGUACCCAGCCCAGCUGACUGGGUUGCCCUAAUUUGUAUUUAAAUUAGGGAUUAAUAACCAACUUCACAACCCUGUUGUGAGCAAUAAUGAGAUAUGGACAUUUUACACAAAAAAAGGCCUACGUGGCAAUUAAACAGGAGGCAAUAAAGACAGAAUAAGGUUUCAGGCAAAGGACUCCCAACCCUCCUCUCAUCUUAAUUUGCAUUUUUUUUACUAGAUUGUGUAAAAUAGGUUAGAGCAUGGUGCUGAUAACGCCAAGGUUGCAGGUUUGAUCCCCAUAUGGGACAGCUGCAUAUUUCUGCAUUGCAGGGGGUUGGACUAGAUGAUCCUCAGGUCCCUUCCAACUCUACGAUUCUUACUAUUUCACGUAAAUGUAUCCUUAUGUGCUUUUUAAGGAUUUGGAUAUUGGACGUGUGCCGUGCAACUGGAACUACAGCAUGAUUGUAGCUUUUCAAAAGCUCUUAAGAAGCCUCUUAAAAUAUGUCAAUUAAUUAAUAAAUUGUCAAGUUUUCCACAUCCGUGAAGUAUCAGAAUGAUCUGCCUCUCUUCCGUCGUCUGCACAGAGAUAUGGCAGUAGCAAAACAGUCUGAUGCUUUGAAAACAGGAUGCUUCUACCUCCCCCUUAGUAAAGAAUAACGGAAAGAGCAACAGUAGAGAAAGGAAGAAAGCAUAUAGACCCAGCAUGAUCCCAAGUGCAAGAGCUGUAUAAACAGUGACCUAUCUUCCUGACCUCUGCUAUUGCUAAGUUCCUGGCCCUCUGCCACUGAAGCCAAACUACGUCAUUUGAGAAUGAUAGUGGGCAUGGCACAGCUGUUGUAAGUGUGACUCGAAUUUCCUGUCUCCUUCCUGACAGACGUAGUUUUGAAGUACAGCGUUGCAAAAACAGUAGACAAAUAGGGGGGUGACUGGUUUCUAGUGUAGUGCACUUAUUCAAAACUGUUACCAAAAUACGUUUCUUGAUCAUUUUGGUGAUGGGAAAGAGAACCUUGGAUGAAUGUAUCCUGUUUGUAAAAUACUUGUAGUAAAAAAGAAGAAGCAAAUGUUGCUGAAAUGAAUAAUUACAUUACUCAGAAAUAUGAGGAACUUAAUCUCUGGUGUUCAACAGCGUGUGGCUCUGACAUUCAGAUGAAGAAGCGUAGAAAACAGUUCAGAAGGUCCCCGGAGGAGCAAACAGCAAAAAGUAGCAAAGCAUUCACUGUGGCUGGGCAUGUUCCUGUUUCGUUAAAAUGAUACACAAAUGUUGUGUUAAUCCCAUUCAGCUAUAAAAUACAAAUUAGCAUACUUCCUGCUGCUGUUGGCUCCUGGUUCAUGAUGUGUUUCUUGUGCAACUCUUUGUUUUGAUGAAGUUUCCAAUCCUAUUUUUAUUGGCAUUACUUAUUUGCAUUUUAGAAUCCUUUCCACACAAAAAUCUUAGCGGCUGAUUAUUAUUAGGUGGAUCAUAUAUAGAAGUGGUGGUUUUUAGAAAUCUCAUAAGGUAGCGUGACAUAUAUUCCAGGUAUACAAGUGUACUUUAUCGUUUUAACUAAAGUCACUCAGUGUGUAGAACUAGUGCUUCUGAUGAAUAAGAGUAAUAAUUUGAGAUCUGAAUGCUUGUGGAGGCAACCUACAACAUUGCCUACUAAAAGGAAGAACCAAAUAAUGACCUGCCCAAUACACUCAACCUGCUUUUCAUUAUUAGAACAGACAUCACUUUGUGUUUUUCCAUGGCCUGUAUAAAGCUGAGAUAGAAAUAAGUUGUACAGUAUAUUUUAAAAAAUCAUAAAUACUGCACUCAGUCAGGUCUUCAGGUAUCCUGGGCAUGCUUAUGGCCAAUUUGCAUAGCUUGUUGAAGAAAUUUAGCCUUUACCUAGAUGAUAAUUUUGUAUAUUGUGUUUUGCUCAUAGGCCUGGAGAACAUGCAUGUCUUCUUUCUACAUUUAUAGAAUCAUAAUGUUUGAAGGUACUUCAGGAACAGUAUGAAUCAGGAGUGGGGACCUCCGGCCUGGGGUCUAGAUGUGGCCCUUCAGGCCUCUCCAUCUGGCUCCCAGAACUCGCCCCAGGCUACCCCUCUCACUGGUUCUGCUUUGCAACCUGAGUGCUUUUGUGUCGUUGGAAUGUGUCCUUCAAUUCUGAUAGCGCCUCUUGCUUCUCCGGAUGGAGAAGGGAGGUCUGUAUGAUCUUCAAACUUAAAGUAUUGUAACAUUAGAUUUUUACCUAUAAAUAGUCCAUUUUUUCAUAUUCCCUUAUAACAUUACAGCUAGAAACCACUUAGUUUCUAUCCAACAUCAUUCUAACAUUCAUUAAUUUUACAAUAUUUCUGUAAAUAGUCUUUAAACUUUUCCCAAUCUUCUUCCACCGACUCUUCUCCCUGGUCUCGGAUUCUGCCAGUCAUUUCUGCCAGUUCCAUAUAGUCCAUCACCUUCAUCUGCCAUUCUUCCAAGGUGGGUAGAUCUUGUGUCUUCCAAUACUUUGCAAUAAGUAUUCUUGCUGCUGUUGUGGCAUGGAAAAAAGAACUUUUAAUGAAGGAGAGUCUGCUCCCUUCUAAAACCACUGUCAAACUUGUCAGCUUCCCCAGAAAAACUGGGACAUCCCAUUUUUUUCUUUGAGAGCAUGGUGGCCCUUUUGGGCGCCUUGCUCUCUUGUGAUUUCUGGUCAAGAUCUCACCCUGAAAAAGCUUUUCCCCCCAAGUUCGUGAUCUUACAGGCACCCCAAAACACUCAUCCUUGGGCACCUUGCCUCUAAAAUGCUGUUCCCUGAGCCAUGAUUAUCUAAACAGCUCAUAACAUCAAGAAGCUACUCCUAAUUUUUAACGGAAAUCCCCAUGCUUGUAAUUUGAACCCACUGGUUCAGGUUCUAACUUCUGGAACAGCAGAGACAAGAGUAUCUAUGUGACACUCUUUCAAAUGGUUAGAGAUGGUAACCAUGUUACUCCUAACAGUAGCUUUUCAAGGCUAAACAUACCCAACUCCUUGGACCUUUCCUAAUAGGACUUGGGUCUCCAGUCCCCAGCCCCACCUUAUGACUUCAUUGUCUUUAUUUAUGGGCAUGUGACUUGACUGAAGUCAGCCAUGACCUUCACAAAGCACACCAGGAUAUGAUCUUUCAGAAUUACCUAAAUGACCCCAAGGGGUAUGUGUCCCUACAUCACGUAGGCGCUUGCUGAAAUGUUCCAUUAUGGCUCUAGUCUGUCUUUUGUUAGCAAUUUACAUGCUAGACUAUUGUCUGUUAUCUGUAAAUGAAAAUCUAUUGGUGUAAACAAAACAUUCACUGCACUAUUUCAAAAGGGGUUUCAGUCACAUAAGACACGCAGGGUCACGCCUCAGUUUUAGGAGGCUAAAUAAACUAAACAUGAGGACACUAAUGUAAACUCUGGAGGUAACUGCUGGCUGCCUUCCAGCUGUCUAUGUGCCUCAUUGCACAAUGUCCAUAUUGGGAAAGAAGGGGGUGUCUUAUUAUAAGUUUGCAAGCUCUAGAUUUUGCUCACUUGGUACGUGAUGGUUCCCUAAAGGUGUGUCAAACUGUUCCUGCUUUUCAGUUUACUGUAACUUCCUUUGUUUAAUAUACAUUGCAAAAUAGCUAUAAGCCUCCCAAAGACUGACUAGAUUAGCUGUUGGGCAGUCAGCUAUAAAACCUACUCCUUUCAUUCCCUUUGCUUUUUUUUAAGUGGAGUUUAAUAGCUGUAAAUCAGGGAAUUUUGCCUAGAUUUAUGACCUUUGGUUUGGCAUUCCUUUAUCCUGAUAGGCUACAGCUAUUUGUCCUGGCCUAAGCAAAUGGGGAAAGUUGACACAGGAAAGAAUGUUUAGACUAAUCAGUCAUUAGAGGUGCUCCAUUAUUAUCAAUAGAUUUCUUAAAUGAAUCAUAACCUUAUAAUAAAUCUCACAUACCCUGGAGCAAUUUAGUGACUAUAAGCAUUAAAUGGCUAAGUCUUUCUCUAGUAGCUUAAGUUAUUAUUACUAAACUCUUUGUGAGAGUUUAUGGAGGUACUGAGGAACAUUCCACCUGAUAACUGAAUUGGCUUACUUUGUUUUCAGUCAGGUUCUUCUAGCACAGAGAAAAGCAAACAGUUUAUUUUCUAUAGCAAGGAGUGAGUUGUGCAAAUAUUAGUUUUUUGGGCCUAUUUAGGAUGCACUGCCAAAUUAGGGAGUUGCUGUUGGUAUUGCUAACCAUUUGUAUAGCGCUAAAAUAGACUAAAUACUUUAAAAACUUAUGUAAAAUAAAUAAAUAAAUAAAUAAAUAAAAAUAAUAGGACAUAAUAAGCUUUGUAUCCAAAACUAGCCCUACUCAGCGUAGACCCGUUGGAAUUAAUAAACAGAAAUUAGCCAUGACCAUUAGCUCUUGUGGGCAAACUUCAAGAACUCACUGGGGUUUAUUUACCUUUAAUAUCCUACCUAGAACUUGAGAGAUUGUAGAAUACCCAGCUCUGAUUUAGGGAGAUGCUGGUUGCCAUUACAGAAUACAGAUGCAGCCUAUGGUGUGCUAGCUGGCUUUUUGGGCUUAGUUAGCACUGAGGAACAGAGUUUUGGCUAUUUUUGCUUGCAAAUUUGGAAACUGAGCAGUUCCAUUUCAUAUCCUUAACACUGGGUGACUUUGAUUAAUUGAAAUCAACAAUUAAUAAAGGAUUUUAAUAUGCCAUAACAUUGUCUCAGGAAUGCCAAUGAUCUUGCAAAUGAUCUUGCAAAACUGGCUCAAUAAGCAACUGAUUUGAGACCAAAAUUUGUAUAAGAAAGCUUGAUGGAGAGGAGUUAAUGUGUUUAUUUUGGACUGUCCUUCCUCUUUGUCCCCCACCUUUUUUAAAAAAAGAAAAUGUAACACCGCUGUGAGAUAAAUGGAAUUGAUAAUGAGGGAAAUGUACAUUUAAAUGUACAUCUUCAGCCAAGAUUCAAAACUAAAUCUCUCUGUGAUGUGCAGACAUGUAUCCUCUCACCUUUUCUAAAUUGAUGUUGAUAUCCUGUUUGGAACUGUAUACAACUCAUGUCCUUUGUUUGAGUUUGAGCAUGGUGCCAAAUAAAGAAUUUAGUGGGAUUAGCAAGAGUCUCUUUCCCCAAACAUGGCACCAGACAAUGCCAACUUCUCCCAUGUUAUCACUGAUUGUGUUUCUUCCUCACGUGGAACUUCUGCACCAGAUUUGUUUUUAAAAAGCAGGACAUGCAUUUUUUAAAGGCAGUUGCUAAAAUAACAGAGGUUGUGUGUAGUUUUGCUUACUGUGAAACAAGAAGAGGGGAAAGAACUUUGACAAGAUUCUCUAUAUACCCUCAUAAUGUGAACUAAACUGAAACACUGCUUAAAGGUUCCAUCUGAAUGCAUUGCAACUAUAUCAAAGAGGGAAGAAUAAAGUUUCCAAGGAGGACUUUGUUGUUGUUUAGUCAUGUCCAACUCUUCGUGAUCCCAUGGACCAGAGCACGCCAGGCACUCCUGUCUUCCACUGCCUCCUGCAGUUUGGUCAGACUCAUGUUGGUAGCUUCGAGAACACUAUCCAACCAUCUCGUCCUCUGUCAUCCCCUUCUACCUGUGCCCUCAAUCUUUCACAACAUCCGCGUCUUUACCAGGGAGUCUUCUCUUCUCAUGAGGUGGCCAAAGUAUUGGAGCCUCAGCUUCAGGAUCUGUCCUUCCAGUGAGCACUCAGGGCUGAUUGCCUUCAGAAUGGAUAGAUUUGAUCUUUUUGCAGUCCAUGGGACUCUCAAGAGUCUCCUCCAGCACCAUAAUUCAAAAGCAUCAAUUCUUUGGCGAUCAGCCUUCUUUAUGGUCUAGCUCUCACUUCCAUACAUCACUACUGGGAAAACCAUAGCUUUAACUAUACGGACGUUUGUUGGCAAGGUGAUGUCUCUGCUUUUUAAGAUGCUGUCUAGGUUUGUCAUUGCUUUUCUCCCAAGAAGCAGGCGUCUUUUAAUUUCAUGACUGCUGUCCUGCUAGCCAUUCCAGUAUCCCUGCCAAGAAAACUCCAUGGACAAAAACAAGGAGGACUACAGGAAUAUUAAACAAAGUCGUAAGUUUGUCAGUCCAUCUGUCGGACUCAUCUCCUAACUCUUUCUGCUGCCAUAUCCCUUAAUGCUUAACAUAUUCAGAAUAAGGAAAUUUGUGCCUCCAUCUUUGCUGAAUACAGAUUUCACUUUUGAUUUCGUCUGAAUAUCUUACAACUUGAAUUGAUCUAAAAAUCCUAUGCAGUUCUUUCCCAUUCAAGCACUUCCAUGCUUUCCCAUGGAAAGAAGUAUGAAGAAAAGUAAAAAAGGUUGUAAUUUAUCAUGAAAUUGACCGAAAGGGGUUAAUUGAACAUUCCAUCAUUCCAUGUGUCCAGCAUUGGUCCAGCAUGCUGAAAGUCCUCAUUCUUGGCACUGGCGCUUAUUUUAGAAAAUUACAGGACUAGAAAGCAUGAGGGGAAAUCAUCAAGUCCAUCUACUGCCUUGAGACAGGUGGAUUAUGCCCAGUGUACUCUAUAUUAAAUAGACCAAGAACUAGUUGCUGAGGUAAUUAUGUGGGAUUUGAGCUCAGUAGCAAGAACUUUGUCAGUUCUAAUAGUAAGUUCAUGCAGUUGAUGUGAGAAACUUUGAUAAACAAAUUUACCCAGGAUCAUUAAUAAUAUUUAUUUAUUUAUACAUACCCCGCCCAUCUAGCUGGGUUUCCCCAGCCGCUCUGGGUGGCUUCCAACAGAAUUAAAAGCACAACAGAACAUCAAACAUUAAAAACUUCUCUAAACAUCAGGGGUGCCUUCAGAUGUCUUCUAAAAGUCAGAUAGUUGUUUAUUUCCUUGACAUUUGGUAGGAGGGCAUUCCACAGGGCAGGCGCCACCACCAAGAAGGCCCUCUGCCUCGUUCGCUACAGCUUCACUUCUCGCAGGGAGGGAACUGCCAGAAGGCCCUCGGAGCUGGACCUCUUGAGUAAAGAGAAGGAGAUGACUAAUUUAUUACUGUAAAUGUAAAACAUCAACAUUAAUGCAAAUCUGAAGUAGUACUUCCCAAAGCCUUUUAAAGAAUUGUAAGUGCAGUGUUUUUAAAAACAACAAGAAAAGCAGGGACACCAUCAUACUUAGCAAUUCUUACAAUAGGCAAACCUAUUAACUGAAGAAUGACUCAAUGUCUGGCACAGUUAAUUAGCUCAUAAUUGUUUUUACAGUAGCCUGAAAACAUGCAUAACAGGAAAACUUCACAAUUGGGAUCUAUUUUUCACAGCUUUACAUUUGCAUUGACCAUUGUUAAAAGAUAAUGAUAGAAUGGGUUUUAAGCUUAAUCAUCUAUUCAGAUGUUCACAAAGUGUGAUCUUGUAAAUGAUUAUGUGUAUGCAGUAUCUUUAUUUCACUGUCUUAAUUAAAAUAAUACAAUUUAAUCUCACUCUACAUGCGGGGAAAAAUUAUGAAUGCAAAUUAAGCUGUGAAAGCUCACUGAAAUAUACAAACUGCUGCAUUCAUUCAACUUACCUAACCCAAAGUAGUUAUAAUUUUCUGUUGUUUAUAUGCAGUAGUUAUUUUACAUGUCACUUUUAGUAAUUUAGAUUAAAAAAAAAUUUUUUUUACAGAGGGCUACACUAGUAUUCAUGGAUUUAUUCAGGGAAAUCAGUAUUUGCUUACCCUGCAGGCACAAUUGUGUUUCUAUGCAGCAUCUGACAUCAGUCAGUGCUCCAUAUAAAUGUUAUAAAGGCUUGUUUGUAUGGUACAUACUCAAUGUGAAUAAAACUCCAUCUGAAGUUGCUGACCAAGCAAGCAAUUUAUCUAUAUACCAGUUGCUUCAAAAGGUCACUGGAUUACAUUUUGUUAAGCAGAGUCAUAACUUAUCAGUGCCCUGUAUGUUCCUCCCUUCCUUUAUCACGGAAAUUCCACUGAGUGGCACAACAUUUGGGCAUGGCAAAAACCAAGAGAAAGUUAAGCAGCAUAUAUCUGAAUGCAGCUGACAUCAGUGGACCCCUCUUCUGAAUUCAGCACUUGCUCAAUUGAUCCAAAUUAGAUUCGGGCAUGCCUAACUUCCAGUAGCAUCCAAUUAAACUGGUGCUUCUUCAGAUUGCCAUUUAGGCUUGUGGGCUUUCUAUAGGCAUUUGGUUGGCCAUUCUGAGGGCUUUUCCACACUUACCUUUUGCCUCACUCUUCCCAGGCAGAGGUCUGUGCUUUAAUGCUCCAUGUCUGAGCAGUUGUUGGUGAGGUUUUUUUGUCCCCCUGAGCUUUAAAGAGCAAAAACCCGCUCUUUAAAGCUAAAUCAGAGCAGACGUCAAUUUGGGUUUGCUGCAAAGGGAUGUUUGCGCCAAUUGAGCUUUAAAUUGCAGGUCGUGCCUGAAAAACACAGAGGAAAGUUAAGUGAGCAUAAACCCUGAAAACAGAAUGCUGGGCUAGAUUGGUCUAUGUUCUUAUCAUGUUCAUGAUGACGGUUCUUGUCAUGUUAUCUGCACACACACUUACCUCCCAUUGAACCUAAUAGAGCUUACCUUUGAAUAGACAUACAAAGGAUUUCACUGUUAAUUGUACACAUCCAUCUGAAAGGAAGUGUAUUGUGAGCGAAGGAAGUUUGGACAAUGAGUAUGAGAGGAACUCUUUCUUAGACCCAUGCAGUCUUCAGCCUGCUCUCAUAUAGGCCCUAUUUAAUUUAUAGAUGGCUGGGCUCUUCAAAUGUCAGCAGAAAGGCAAUUCUCCCCUGUAGACUGCUGGUCAGAUUAUAUAUAUUAUUUCCCCAACUGUAAGCAAAUUUAAGAAAACCACUUCCUGUUCAAACUUCUUUAUUAAUAUUGCAGUAAAGGUAAUAUAUUAAUAUUACCUUUGUGUUCAAUAUAAAAUUAAAUGUCUUAGAUUACAUUGAUUUGGUUCUCAGAAUAAAAUCUUCCUUAAUUGAAAGCCUGACGUUCUUUCGCUUUUGACUAAGUUGUUGGCGCACCAGUCCAUUGAUCUGAGUCCUAAAUGAGAUUCAUGAGCUUGAAAGUCAUUCCCCAGCGCCUACGUGGCUGGGAUUCCUGACCUUCACAGGGAGCAUCAUUCACACCUUCUCUUGCCCAUAUCUUAUGACAUAUUCCUGAGCAAACCCAUCAUGAGCCGGUCGGAGAGUGACGCACACCAGAAGCUGCCUCUGUCCAUGUGACGCUUCUCCCAGAGCACCCACUUGGAAGCACACAAUGCUGGCAGGCAAUUUAAAAGACUUCUUUUCACAGUCUGUAAAGCAAACGGUUCAGAUACGUUGUAGCUUAUAUUUAAUGUCAGAGUUUCAUAAUUCUUUGUUGUUUGUACAUAAACACCAGGAUUGUGCGCUUUCUCUUCUAGCAUUUCAGAUUUUGGCUCCAAAAUCCAAAGCAUUCAUAUUUGCCAUUCAAACCCAAACUGUGGAAAGUGAGGGCAGCUGAGUACUGUAGGAGUAGUAAUAAGCCAGAGUAGCUAGAAGUUCUGAACAUUCUUUGACGGCUGAUUCUCAGAUUUGUUUUUUAUUUGGACAAAACAUGUAUAGGUAGUAUUGACUGUGUGCUCUUCCUGCAAUCUAAAAGACACAACAUAGGCUGCUGUUAGCAAGGUUUGUGUUGCCAUUGAACUGGUUAUACAACCUGUUCAGUUUUCCUGUUACUGCGUAUAUAGCCCACUUGGGAAAAUAAACUAAGCAGUCGCAUAGAGGACUUAAGAGUAUGUGUCUAACAGAUGUUGUUCUGCAGCUGCUAGUUUUCAGUCUUCACUAUUUUGUUCUGGGGUCAAAAUUAUUCAUGGCUUCUGAACGAAUCCCUUAGUGCUUUCCAUCACAACUUGGAGCUAUUUCAUUUUCACAGCAAUCACUUCAGAUCUGUGAACAUUGUAGAGUAUUCUGGUGUGUGGAGGGAUGGGGGAAUUCUGUUAUGGUUAUGGUUUAUCGAUCAGCUGGUGUGUGGUGAGUUCAAACCUGUAGGACGAGCUGUGCAACUGAUUUCCCAUGGGGAAGCCGAUUGCAUAGCCGAUCCUUGCAGAAAUCCACUUUGCUGUCCCAAUGCUUGGGAAGCACUGAAAACAGGGCUGAGAAGAAAGGACAUUGCGCGGUGCUUCCAAAAUGCCCCAAAGCCAGCUGGCUCUCUUAGCACUUCCAAAGCAUCAGCCAUAGGGCUGACAAAACUCCUUGUGCUGCAGUUCCCGAGCACCCAACAACCAGCUGGCUGUGUAAAGCAUUUUGGGAAGCAGUGUGUGAAGCAAUUAGCAAGCCCACAAUGAUGUCAAAUGAUUGACAUGUGGGAUGUCUCAUCUACCAGUCAAAGGUGGCCCUAAGGGUGGGAUAAGAAUAAGGUUCAUAAAUGGUUUAUUGGAAACCAAUCUUGUUUCUACCUGUUAAAGGUAAAGGUACCCCUGCCCGUACGGGCCAGUCGUGUCCGACUCUGGGGUUGCGUGCUCAUCUUGCUUAAGAGGCUGGGGGCCAGCGCUGUCCGGAGACACUUCCGGGUCACGUGGCCAGCAUGACGAAGCUGCUCUGGCGAGCCUGCACCAGCACAGCGCACGGAAACGCCGUUUACCUUCCCGCCAUAAAGCGGUACCUAUUUAUCUACUUGCACUUAAGGGUGCUUUCAAACUGCUAGGUGGGCAGGAGCUGGGACCGAGCAAGGUGAGCUCACCCCGCCGCCGGGAUUCGAACCGCCGAUCAUACGAUCGGCAAGUCCUAGGCGCUGAGGUUUUACCCACAGCGCCACCCGCGUCCCUGUUUCUACCUGUUAGAAUGGAGAAAAUCCCGUGCAACUUCUGUUUAGUGGUGGUGAUUAGUCAGUCAAUUCCAAUGGAACCUCUUCAGGUCAAACUUUUUUAGCCCUGCAGAGUAGAGUUAGCAGAAGUCUCUACUUCUUAACAGCACGUUUAUGUAGCUUGAAUUCCAACACUAAGCUUACCUUGUUGCAAGCAAACAAGGAGUUCUAAGAAAUUAUUUACAUAAUAUCUGGGCAUGGGGUACAAUUAAAAUUUCUGGGCAGGCUGGUUCUUCAUAUGUGAUAAAGACCAAACAAGCAAUUUAUCUAAAAAAUAGCUAAACACACCUGUAUACUAUUUUAAGCAUUUGAUUUGUGACUGAAGAAAGAAUAAUACUUCUAAUGCAACUUCCAUAUAACAGACUAUUCUUUAUAGUUCAUAUGUAUUCUAUCAUGAUACAGAUCAUGACGUCAUGAUUCUGGUACCAAAAAUGCUUAACAGCUUUUAAGAAGUAGAUAAAAUAUUUUUCUGGUCGCAGCUUUUGUAGCUUAGGUUUGAACCAAUAAAUAGCAGGAUUUCUUUUGUCCAAAGAGACGGAGAUUCUAUAUUACUAGACUUGCUUUACACACACACACACACACACACACACACACACACACACUUUGGAUCUCAGGAAUUAGCUUCCAAUUUGCUUAAAGCACUCUUGGAAUUCCUGUAGCAGGGCAUUAGGGCUGCAUGACAGUAAUCUGAAGGGAAGCCUGUCUGUAAAGGAGGGUGGCUGUCAUGUGGUGCUGUUGCCAUAGUACCAUGGUAUUCUUUUGACCAGCUGUAUAUGAACUCUUGAAGAAGGGAAUGAGAUAUGUGGGGUGGGGGUGGGGAAGAUAGCAGCUUUACAUUAUAAAUCUACGCUGGCUGCUAAUUAAAAACAGAAAUAAUAUGAAGCUCACCUUUAUUUUUAGAAUAUCCCUGACUCCUAAAGUGGUCGGCGUAAGAGACAAAAGCGGUGCAAAUGUGCUUUAAAUGACAACAAAUAUUCAGUCUGAUUUAUUUCACUUUACUGAGUGCUUUUAGUGUGGAUUCAUACACUGACAUAAGAAGAGGCAGCGUUUGCAUGCAGUGGUUCCUUUGCAGCCUGGGCUUGCAAAUGAAAACACGCAGCAUCCUGCAUCAAAUUGGGCUUCUGAAUAACUUCUUUUAGGGAACAGGCUAUGGAAAUCAUCUUACAUUUUGCUCUGCAGAUAUAACAUCGCUUUCUAUGUUUGCUAAGAAUUUCAGAAGUGAAAGCUGUCUGGUUUUCUUUGCACUGAAACAUUAAAAUACUUCUUAGCCAGACAUGAGCAUAUGUAUCUUCUCUGUAUAUGUAAAGAAAUACAAAAUCAUAUUAGAAUGGGUAGGGAGAAAACAAUUAUAAUUUUAAAUCAGUGCCCUAAAGCUGUGUUUAAAAAUCUCUGUGAGUGAAAGGGGAUUUCCCAUAAUGGCAAUGCAGUGAUCUGGAGGAGGAGGAAGAAGAGGAGGGGGGGCUGCUCGCCUUAUUUUGCCUUGUUUAGAUAUGCACGGGGCUUCCUCCAUUUUAAUCUUUCUUUUGAAAAGAUGGCUGUAUAGCUAAAUCCAGCAAUGCCUACAAAAGCAGCCAUCAGUUCAUUUUCGCUCAGUUCAGCAACACUAAUUUGGAAACCCACCUUCAGAAAACUAAGCAACCAGGACUAUUCAUAAUUCAUAAGUGCUUUAAGGCAGCUUGCUGGAAACAGUUGGAUUAUCUCUCACUCCUCUCCGCAGCCCUUUUACAUCAUUUUUGUGUGUGUGUUUUGCCGACAAAACCUCCAACAAUACAUUCUUUUCUGCAAAACUGGAAUACAAACCUUGGUGUUGUCUUGGAGUAGCAAGUAGCCAUUAUUACAGGAAUUGUUGACUUUUACCAAUAUUAAUCUCACUGACCGGGAAAUCCUUCUUCCUGAGGAGUUCCUCCUUCUGAUCUGCAAAUUCUUCAUAAGAGAUUUCUCACUUUUGGCGUGCAAAGUCUUCCAAAAAUGCCUGAGGCAAACUAUUUGUUAUCUGUAUCUUGGGGUUAUAUCAAGGUGGGUUUAAAAUAAAGAAAAGCAAAUAAUAAUGUCCAGUUGUGUUAUUUAUAUGUAAAGUAUAUAUCAGAAUCAUAUUUAUUGCUAUAUAGCCUUAAACAUGUUAGAUACUUUUACAGUAAGGUGUAAUAUUGCCAUACAAACAGAACAUCAUGAAAAAUAGGAGCAUCAUUUUAUGAUCAUUUACAUAAAGUAUAUUUAAGUUGUAUGCAACUUGAUAAUCCAGCCAAAUUCCAUAUUAACAUUUCAUUUUUCACCUGGCAAAAAUGUCUAUAAAUUGAUGUUGCUUUUGUAUUGUAUGUGGGACGUUGCUAAAUCGCUCAUGAUCAAGAUUUAGAACAGGUUUAUAACUUGUGAGACCAAAAACAGCUCUAAAAUCGACAUAGUUUUCCAGAAUUAGGUAAAAUGUAUCUGCCUUUUUAAAAUGAUAUUUUUAAAAACUGACAGCACCAUAACCUUAAAUCGCACCAUGUCGUCUAAAAAUAUUUCUUAUAUGUUUAUAGACUAUCUAUAAAGGCAUUGCUGAAUGAUGUCAUCUUUAAGUUAGUUAAUAAUGUCCCAUUUUAUUUACUGUGCAUGUAUCGCUCAAAAAAACUGAUGGUUUGGGUUUUCUUUUCUUCUAAUUACGAAUAGUUCAAGAGAAUGUUGAACCGAGAACUGACACACCUUUCGGAAAUGAGCCGAUCGGGGAACCAAGUGUCUGAAUAUAUUUCAAACACUUUCCUGGGUAAGUUAUUUAGCACCAAACCCAUUCCAUUCUGUGUCUAAGUUAGGUUUUAACAAGCAUGGCCAGGCUCUGAUGUGCAUGCAGGGCUGUUCUUACAGGUGCAAUGAUGCUUCAGUGAUGUAGCUGCACUUAGUUAAACUAUGGAACUCACUCCUACAGGAGGCAGUGAUGGUUACCAAUCGAGUUGGCUUUGAAAGAGGAUUAGACAAAUUCACAGAGGAGAGGACUAUGGAGGCAGUAAUGCUUCUGAACACCAGGUUCUGGAAACUAUACAGGAUGAGAGAGUCCUCUUGUCCUCGAAUCCUGCUUGCAAGUUUCCCACAGGCAUCUGGUUGGACACUGAGAGAACAGGGUGCUGGACUAGGUGGGCCAGUGGCCUCAUCCAGCGGGCCCUUCUUAUGUUUACAACCCCAACCCCUUCCUUUCCAAUCCCAAACCCACUGCGCUGCCCAACAACCCAUUUUAAGAACCUAGUGGACUUCUGCUUUGAGUAUAGUCAUUUGUUUCUCUCAUUGAAAAUUUUUUUUAGUGGACUUUAGGAAUCAGUCUCCACUGCAAUGAAAGGAGCUGUGGUCAGGCAGGGCGAUCGUAGAAGCCCCAGUGCUGUGUAGGGAUGAGCUUGAGCAAAGAAACUGGACAAAGUGCUGUGGGGCGCACAUUUCAUCAUGACAUGUCUUGGGCAGCAGAUGAAACCGUGGCGUAUGAAGGGAGCGUGAUUUAUUCCUUGACACCACCUUUAAGCAGAAGAAAAACCUAAAUAGUAAAAUCUAGAAGUAUAAGAGCAUACAGGUGCUAUCGAGGGCAGAAGUUAAUGUUGCAGGCCGUUGCUUAGCAACCCUCCAUACUCCAUACUCCCCAGGCUUGAAGUAGUGGGGUUGAGAAUGGUGUUUGCUUGCCUGGGGCUAUUCAUCAUGGUGCAUUAUAAAGCUGAAAAGUUAGAGCAGCCAUGUCAGCUAACUCUGUGGUUGGGCCUGAAGUGGUUUGCCCAUUUCACCAGGACAGCCCUACUUACCUGCUUUUAUAUUCUCUUCAUCUGAUUUCUGCUUUGACUAUAGCCAUUCUUUUUUCUUAAUGAAAGUUUUUUAGUGAUUUUUUUCUUCAUUAUAUGGAGCAGUGACAAAGUAUUUAAAUACUAGUACCCUUCCACAACCAAUGCCCCCCCCCCCAAAAAAAACAACUUUCAGGCUUCGCUCCCUUUGCCCAAAUGCAUCCAGUUUAAACUGGUCCAUAAUAUGUAAGAUCUGUUGCAGUUUUGUUCUGUUUGGUAGUGUUUAAUAGUGACAAUUUAUGUGUGUGGGUAUUUGUUUCUCCCAUUUUAAGCAGCCAGCAAACUUUCAGCGAUAGUGUUAACCUAUGGUUUUUCCAAAAUAAGCAUUUUGACGCACACACACACACACAAAAUUAAUCUGAAAGUCCACAUUUCACUUAGGAUUGUGAACACACACACACACAUUAUGACAUUUUAAAUGUUUUAACUCUUGUUUUACCACCAAAUAAAAAUAACUCGUUUGUCUUCAGUGGAUAUUCUUAGGUGAACACUUUGACCCACAGUCUUUAUCCAAGCACUGAUAAAAUGCACAAAAUAUCUAUUGAACAAAUAAUGAAGAUAUCACUGUGUUAAAAUUGUCAGUGAUAUUGGUCCCUUUUUAAGGGCCUCUGCCAUUAAUGGCUCCUGUUGACUUCAUCCAUCACAUAGCUCCACCUUUGGUUAUUAAUUAUUAAAAAUAAUCUUGGCAAUAGUAAUAGUUUUUGUCUUUAUUUGUAACAGUAUCCAAACAUUAGAUUUAUAAAUCCAUUAAAUUAUUUAAACUAUUUUGAAUAAGCAAGCAGUAUAAUAUAAACAUUGUACACAAGUGAUAUUAAAACAGAUGAUACUUUGCUCCAUAAAUUUUGUAAUUCAUUUCUCUAUAUGUUAUUCACAGACAAACAGAAUGAUGUGGAGAUUCCCUCUCCCACACAGAAGGAUAGAGAGAAAAAGAAAAAGCAGCUCAUGACACAGAUCAGUGGUGUGAAAAAGCUAAUGCAUAGUUCAAGCUUGAAUAAUACUAGCAUUUCAAGAUUUGGUGUGAAAACAGAAAAGGAAGACCAUCUAGCCAAGGUGAGUGCAGUUAACUUAUCGUUAUUUUAGUCUUUUGGUGUAAGAUACCACUUGCUACCAAUGGAGAGAGAGAUUUUGGUCAGCUGCUUAAUAUAGUAUAUAACACCAGUAUUCAAAUGUAUAUUCUGAUUAUAUCAGAAAAGUAUUCUCUUAUGUAGUUUAAGAAUUCACCAUUACAGGGUCUAGUUUUGACUCACUACUCCCUAGCACAUAAUUGGUGCUGGCAUAGUAGCAAAAAAUAGUUAAAUACAGUCAUACUUUGGAAGUCAAACAGAAUCCAUUCCGGAAGCCCGUUCAACUUCCAAAACAUUCGGAAACCAAAGCACGGCUUCUGAUUGGAAGCCACAGAAGCCCCAUUAGAUCUUUGGCUUCCAAAAACAGUUCGCAAACUGGAACGAUCACUUCUGGGUUUGCGGCGUUUGGGAGCUAAAACAUUCGAGAACUAAGCUGUUCGAAAAUCAAGGUUCGACUUUAUGUUCAUAUAUGUAGCUGCAAUUUAGGAAGAGAUGUUCUUCCUUGUUCCUUUUACAUGAUAUAUAAUGUUCUUUCGAUAACUAUCUUAUUAGUGUUUGAGAGAGAGAGAGAGAGAGAGAGAGAGAGAGAGAGAGAGUUUUGAGUUUAUAAAUAUAGCUAUAGACUACUUAUGGGCUUGCCUUCAUUGCAUUAGUGUUGUAUAUCCAUUAUUUUUUGUUUAAUAUUGAGUGUUUUCUCCCCCUCUAGGAGCUGGAGGAUCUGAAUAAAUGGGGUUUGAACAUAUUUAACGUUGCAAGAUAUUCACACAGUAGACCUCUCACCUGCAUUAUGUAUGCCAUUUUUCAGGUUCGUAAUUUCACUGGUUAUAUAUUGCUUCAGAUGGUUGCAUUUAAAGGCAGCAACAACAAACAGUCCCAUCCCACCCACCCCCAUGAUGAAGCCUUCAGGUUUGCAUCACCUUAUAACCUUCUGCAAUUUAAAUUACCUUGAAACAGGAGAGAGAUCUGCUAAAGACAUUCAAGAUCUCAUCAGAUACCUUCAUAGCUUACAUGAUGACUUUGGAAGACCACUACCAUUCCGAUGUGGCCUACCACAACAGUCUCCAUGCGGCUGAUGUAGCCCAGUCAACACAUGUCCUCCUGUCCACCCCAGCCUUGGAUGUGAGUAGCUCCCCACUUGCAGUGAGAAAUACUCAUGUUGCAAUAGUGAAUUUGUUUCGCAGAUUAAUUAUUUAUUUACAACAGUUCUUUGUUUUAUUUUAAUUCUUCUUCCUUUGUAGUUGCUUUCACCCUUCUGGGAUUCUACAGCUGUUCUGUUCCCAUAUGCUCUUGCAUUCUUGGUAGUUGCACAAUUAAGCUGAUUUCCACACCACUAAUGGAGAACCUGUGGCACUCCAGAUGUUGGGCUUCACCUUCCAUCACCCCAGUCAGCAUGACCACCGGCCAGUGAUGGUUGGGAAUUGUAGUCCAGCAACAUCUGGAGGGCUUGGGUAUAUAGUUAGUAAGAUUAAUUUAGACCAGGCUUCCUCAACCUUGGCCCUCCAGGUGUUUUGGCCUACAACUCCCAUGAUCCCUAGCUAGCAGGACCAGUGGUCAGGGAUGAUGGGAAUUGUAGUUUCUGGAGGGCCGAGGUUGAGGAAGCCUGAUUUAGACCUUGAUUUCUAAGAUGGAACUUCUCAGCAAUACUCUGAUAUCAAAAUUUAAAUUUUUACAUGGAGAAACUUAAUAUUGAAUGCAGUAGAUUUAUAUUUGUGCAGUUACAUUACCUGUAGUGGGUAUACAGGGUCUAUUGUGCCUAGAAGAAUGUGUCAGAAUGGAGGGAAAGUGGCAAGUGGUCCUGAAAGUUUUAAAGUGUGUCAUUUUAAUAAUGUGUGACUAAAACAGUUUAGUUAACUCAAGUCCUACUUUAAGAAAUGCCUGUGAUUUGGUUUCUGUUGAUGUCUGUGUGCGUGGUUAAUGAGUUCAAAAUUAUGAUCUAUCUAUUGCUCAUUUUUGCCUUAGGCUGUCUUCACUGAUCUGGAAAUUCUUGCAGCCAUUUUUGCAGCAGCAAUUCAUGAUGUGGAUCACCCUGGUGUCUCCAACCAGUUUCUUAUUAAUACAAGUGAGUCCUAUGUUUAUUACACACACACACACACACUUAUCACCAAUUUGGGCAGUUAUACUUCAUGAAAAUUAUUUACUAAUUAGAUCUUUUUUAAAAAAAUCUUGUAAUAAAUAUAAUACAUUCAUUUUAAAUCAUGAAGCCUCGAAUAUACUGAAAAUGAAUUUCCUUAGGAAAUAAUGAGUUACAUUAUCUGUUUUUUGUGGGUUUUUUGGUCAGAUUCUGAGCUUGCUCUGAUGUACAAUGAUGAGUCAGUCUUGGAAAAUCACCACCUUGCUGUGGGUUUUAAGCUGCUACAAGAAGAGCAUUGUGACAUCUUCCAGAACUUGACCAAGAAGCAACGUCAAACUCUCAGGAAAAUGGUGAUAGACAUGGUAAGGAUUUGGUAUCCCACCCCCUGAAAACUUCUUACUGCUCAUUUUUCUAAUGCAUGCAACCGAAAUUCAGGUUUCUACUUCCUUGCAUUUACAACAAUUAUUUUUCUUUUCAUAUAGGUCUUGGCCACAGAUAUGUCCAAACACAUGUCCCUACUGGCAGACCUAAAGACUAUGGUGGAAACUAAAAAAGUGACAAGUUCCGGAGUUCUGCUUCUAGAUAACUACACAGACAGAAUACAGGUGUGUAUGGGAGCUUCUGUUUUUGUGAUGCUACUUCUCUUUUAAAAAGGCAUACUGCUUACUGUGACUUCCUUUAGGGAUCAAAACAGAAAACAUGACAAGUUAUGUUCUUGAUUUACUGUGGAGAAGGUGUGUCCAGAACCUGAUAGUUUGCUCUGCUGUGCAUCAAAGGACUUCUAGCACAAGACAUUGCACUGUUGUUCUGGUGGAAAAAGCUGGCCUAUUUUCAGGUAGUUGAGCGGCUGGGGGGGGGUUGUAACUUUCUAAGGUGAGGAUACAAGGCCACCUGCAGCUUUAGCAUGGCAUAGUAAUGGCUGUGGAAGUGACUUGCACCAAAGGGGGUAGUAAGAGGAAAUCGGGUGGGCAGUUGACUAUACGCUACUGUAGAUGUUGCAAUGCAAAAUUUCCCCUGUGCUUGCAACUGCAUUUGGAAACAUGACUGAGCUGAUAAGCACACUGACAUUUGUGCACGUAAACUAUAUAAUCAUACAAACCUCUCCACCAGAUAGGAAUUUGGUGUUUGUGGUUUCCUACAUUCUUCAAACCCACUUGGAGAAGACAGGAUCCCACAGUCAUAAGGAGUAUAAUCAGUUCAGUGAUCAUUUGGAUUUGUAGUACAGCCAAGUGUUGUGCAAUCUGAAAGUUUCUUCUUCACAUGCUUGUGGCUUCCAAGGAUUAAGACCUGUCAUGGGUGGCAAAGAAUAUUGAAAGAAGAAGUUUAUUCCUUAAAGACAGGGACUCUAUUCCAAUAGUUUACCUGCUUUUUCCACUUUGAUGAUGAUACACCUAGAAACAACCAUUUUAGAAUAUUCCUAGAAAUUUCUGUGACUUGAAAAAAAUAUUUUUAAAUGAGGGUACUUAUUUUACCCUUAUCUUGAUGAAAUAUUUGUCCUACAGUUCCUCAGUGCUUCAGGUUAUCUAUCACAACAGAUAUGCCAGAAGUGGCAAUGCACAGUGCCCCAUGACAAACCCAUUGUUCUUCAGUUCUGAGUUUCUCCCAGUUGGCACAGAAUUCCCAUUUCUAAAUAAGCAUUAUAUAAAUAUGAAAGAAAAAUAUCCCUUCACAGAAUCUCCUACAUUAAACCUGUGGCCCUCCUGAUGUCACUAGAUUCCCAAUCACCAUCAUCCACCGCUAUUGGCCAUGCUAACCUGGACUGGUGGGAGCUGGACUCUGACAGCAUUGUGGGAGAGGGACAGGUUCCCCAUUCCUUCUGUAAAAAUUCCCUUUCAUGCAGACUAGAGCUCAGCCUCCAUAGCUCAAAGUAUUACAUUUAAGACUUUCAAGUUGUCCUCCAUUGCUGCCAAGUUCUUUUCACACUAGCAACUGAGAGCUACAACAGUUAUAUAACAUAUUCCAGCUUCUAGGAAGUAAGUAGGGUGGAAAGAAACAUGACUAAACAGACAUUCAGAUAUCUAUUAUGCUUGGAAAAACAAAGGGCCAGCUAGAUGCCAGUCUUGGCAGGCACUGUCUGUGAACCUGCAUAAAUCAGGGUCACCAAUUCUGAAUCAGACUCAUGAGUUUGACAGCUCAGGUGCUACAGAACCACUUUUCAUUUGAUUUAUUUCCUCCAAGGAGCUCAAGCUGGUAAAUGUAGUUUUGUCUUCCAUUUUAUCCUCACAGCAACUAUGUGAAGUAGAUUAUAUGGCAUGCCAUAUUACGUCUUCUAUAAAGAUCAGGAAAAAACCUGAAGUGACACUUUUUAGACUAACUGAGGGAGGUUAGACUGAGAGAUAGUUCAUCCCAUGGCUGAGACAGAAUUUGAAAUUGGGUACCUCAGUCUCACUACUAUACUAACACUCUGUAGGAUUUGCUGACACCCAGAUGAACCAGGGACCUUUAGAUCUUCACUCUAACUCUCUCCCAACUGAUCUUGAAUCAGAUUCAAGAUACGAGAGUCUGGACACAUUUCUUUCUUCCACACUUGUAUCUUUAAGGCACAAGCAGCGUAAAGUAAUUUGGAAUGCAACUCUAAGCUAAAGGGUAGGUAAUAAUAAUAGAUAAUAGUAACUUUUAUUUGUAUCCCACCCUCCCCUGCCGGAGCUGGGCUCAGAGCAGCUAACAUCAUAUAAAACACAAUAUACAUAAAAACAAACAAACAAUGGAUUAAAAUGCAUCCCAAAAUUAAUUCAAAUAAAUUAAAAUUAGACUGGAAAAAUGGCCAUCCUCAAGUUAAAAUUGAAAACGGUUAAUACUCGCCAGGACCAACUAUUUCCACUGAUAUUAUAAGGACCUGUGAGCGGGCUGGGAAACCUCCUUCGUACUUGUUCAUACAAAGAGAAAAUGAGUCAGACUGAACCCUGGCCAAAGGCCUGGCGGAACAGUUCUGUCUUGCAGGCCCUGCGAAAAGAUGUCAAAUCUCGCAGGGCCCUGGUCUCUUCUGAGAGAGUGUUCCACCAGGGCCGGGGCCACGACCGAAAAGGCCCUGGCUCUGGUCGAGGUCCAUCUAAUCUCCCUGGGGCUCGGGAUCUUCAGGGUGUUGUUAUUUGUAUACUGUAAGGUCCUCCGUGGGCUUACCAGGAGAGGCAGUCCCGUAGGUACGAGGGUCCUAGGUCGUAUAGGGCUUUAAAGGUUAAAACCAGCACCUUAAACCUGAUCCUGUACUCCACCGGGAGCCAGUGCAGCUGGUAUAAGCAGAUGUUUGUCCUGCUCUGUGGUGUGGUGAGCCAAGGCCCAACCAGGAUCUAAGAAAAGGAGAUGUUCAGGCAAGACACAAGGCAGAGCUCUGAAGUCACUCCAGCAAGGAAUAAACUGAGCCCUUAUAUAGCAGCAGUAACUAAAGCCUUACUGGUAGCCCUGCCUGCACUGCAAGGGGCUGCUUUACUUAAAAGAACCAAGCCUUCCCCAAUACUGCAGUGGAGCAGAGAAGCCUCAGGUCAUCUGCUGUAAAGUCCUCCAAGUCCAAGAAUGGCAGUGCUGCAUCCUUGGGUUGGAGAGGCAAUAGUCCCACAGCACUUUGGGGGCUGGUCCUGCAUCCCCCAUCCCUUCAGGUUUGGAAUCCUUGCCUCCAUGACCAAUGAAACAGGACUCCUAGUCCCUGAUUUAGUCCCACUUCUGGGGUUUAGGUUUAGUUUUAGUUUAGUUUUGCACUUGCGUAUUCAGGAGAGUGUUAGUGCAGCUUGCACAGACCGAAAUUAUUGCUCAUCAUGCAUAUCCACAGUUAAUUAGGUGAUAUAGCAUGACCUCUCACCAAAUAAUCCACAUCUUGACUUAGUAAAAAUGUAUUUUAAUGUUCUCUUUUUAUAAAAUACUCCAAAAUAAGGGCAUUUUUGUGAUCAAAAUGUUCUUCUUUUAAUGUGAAAUUGUACAGGAUGUGCCUGCAAGUAGAGAAUGAAAUGUUUUUCUAUUCUGCCUGAUUAUGUGAGCCUUCAUAUUAAUGCAGGUUAUGCAAUUACAGGUUCUCCGAAAUAUGGUCCAUUGUGCUGAUUUAAGUAAUCCCACAAAAUCCCUUGAACUCUAUCGACAGUGGACAGACAGAAUCAUGGAGGAAUUUUUCCAGCAGGGGGACAAAGAACGGGAGAGAGGAAUGGAAAUCAGCCCAAUGUGUGACAAGCACACAGCUUCUGUAGAGAAGUCACAGGUAUUUGACUUUAUUUUACCUCCCCCCCCACACACACAUAGUCAGUUGGGGUUUUGCCUUGAGUUUGAGCUUUUUCUAAGGUGGGGUGGAUGUCCUCCCCACCCCCAAUUCUGUGUUAUUUGCAUUUACUGGUAAUUCCAGAAUGUUUCUUUUUUUAUCUGGUGCUGAACACAGACUGAUUCCAAAUAUCUAGAUGUCUCUGAAACCUUUGCGGACUUUAGCAAAAAAAUCCUCCACUGUCAGCUAUGAACAUCUCCAUUGUGUGAGGGAUAUAAUCAUUAUUUUUUAUAUUCCCAAUUCUAGUUGCAAAUGCUUGAGAACCAUUUUGGGGUAAUGACUAUAUCAGGGGUAGCCAAUACAGUGUUCUCUGUAUGUUGUUAGGCUGAAAUUCCCAUCAGCCCCAGCCAGCAUGACCAAUGGUCAGAAAAGAUGGGAGCAGUAAUUAAACAACAUCUGAAGGGCACCACAUUAGCUAUGCCUGGGCUUGAGCAGUGGAACUUAAACUGCAGGGACCGAGUGCUCACUAGGUUAUCUUUGGCUGGUCUAUCUCACUGUCACUGGCUAACCUACCUCACAGGAUAAAAAUAGCAGAAAUUGUGAGGAUAAGAUAGAUGGGAAGUUGUAUGCUGCCCUUAAUUCCUUGGGAGAAAAUCAAGUUGAAAAAAACUAAGAAUAAGAAUAAGAAUAAGAAUAAUGGAAAAGAUAGCACAAAAAGAUUAAACAAUGUCCUUUACAAUCCCAAAACAAAAAAAACCAAAGUCUAUUAAUUUUCCUGGUUCAAGUUGUCUGCUAAGAGAAUAAACUUAGUGUUUAAAAAGUUGAAACAUUUCUAGUGGCGUUUCUUUAUGGCUAUAAAAUGCCGAAGAACCCCACCUUCUAAUAACCAGGCAAAGCUAUUUAACUUAAAGGUCUCUCCUGAGCAUACUCUGCAGGAAGUUUUCGUCACCUUUUGGCUUAAGCUGUCUCAAUGGUUACAAUGGAAUUACAACGGCUCAUUUAACAUCCUGUUGUGUCUGAAGAAGGCAAAUGUGAUUUCCAAACCAAACAUCCUAGGACUGCGAUGGGCUCCUUGGAGAGCUGUUUUCCUGCUCUGUAAAGUUGCCGUCCAGCAGCUUUUGGAAUUAAGUGACAAACCUUUGGCCAGGCGGAAGACGAUAGCUUUUAUGGCCAUUCAGUUUUCUCUCUUCUGCACUUCCUGUUGUCAAGCAACUUAGAACUCAGUUCAGAGCUUACUCAUCAGACAAAACGUGAAGGCAUCAUUCUUUCCCCACAAUGACACACCAUUUCCACAGAACAUUACUGUAUCCCCACACUGAGUGCAAGGGGCUGGGUGUAAGAGCAGUUGCCUCCUUUCUCUUUCCUGGUGGAGGAGAAUAUAAAUAUUAAAGGGAAACAUCAUCCACCCCUCUGCUUCUGUCCAAAGAUACAGUGUGUUGUGCAAAGUAUGUUAACAGUUGUAAACUGUUACAAAACUUCACAUCAGAGGUAGGGAUGGAAGGACAUGUCAAUUUCAGCUCUCAGUUUCUCUCUCUUUUUUCCCAAGCUUAAAUGCAGUUCACCACAUUUUGCACCCAUUAUAGCGGCAGCUUUUCAUGUUGUGUAUUUUCUUACAGUUCUUUCUUUUGUUCUCAAGAAAUUUAGACCCGUGGUAACUACUUUCUAUUGCUUUGCAGGUUGGCUUCAUUGAUUACAUUGUCCACCCGCUUUGGGAGACGUGGGCAGACCUAGUACAGCCGGACGCCCAAGAUAUCCUGGAUACUCUAGAAGAUAACAGGAAUUGGUACCAGAGCAUGAUCCCUCAGAGCCCUUCUCCUCCCCUUGAUGAACGCAACAGAGACUGUCAGGGCCUGAUGGAGAAGUUCCAGUUUGAGCUCACGCUUGAAGAAGAGGACUCUGAUGGGCCUGAGAAAGAAAGUGAUGGUAUCAGCUACUUCAGCAGUACAAAGACACUCUGUGUGAUUGACCCAGGAAGAAGGGGUUCCCAAAGUGAAGCUAAUAUAGAAAUUGUGACAGAAGAUACAUCACCUAUCGAUACCUAAUAUAUUGUUAUCUGUAAGGGUGAAUUUAAAUACUUCAUGCACAUGCAGGUUGUCUUGCUAACUAGCCUGAAAUCGAGGUCUUGGGCCAGCACCUACCAUUGGCUAAAAGACCUUUCCAGCUACUUGAGAUUGGAGUCAGGGUUAAAGAGCGUGUAGUGAUUGCUCAGGAAAUUAACAGGUGAUUUAUAUUGCAGCUUAAGCUUUGUCAGCCAAAAAAAACAAAAUCUGGAACCAGUGUGAGUUGCAACUGAACAAGCCUGAUCGUGAACAACACUCGGCUGAAAUAUUUUCUAUUCUUAAGAGAUUUUGAAAUCUAGACAGGUCUGGCAUCUAGAACUACUGAUUUGUAACUCUGCAUUUAAAACUUGUCCACCUGUCUGCAGACCCGUGUGCCUUUUUUAUAAAAAAGAAAACUUCCACGUCUUUUCAAGAAACCUACUAAGUACACAACAAAACAUGUUUGAUAUUGAUGUAUAAUUUUUUAAAAAAAUAUUCCUGUUUUAACGAAAUAGGUCUUCCUUUGUAGGGGCAAUACUUGUUUCUUUAUUGCAGUUUAAUCACGUUGACUUGCUAAAUCAAGCAGGGUGCCCUCCUCUUUGCAUUACUGCACCAUUGGUCACUUUAUCAACCCUGCAAAACCUGUGUUGUUAGCUACUGAAAAAUGUCCCCCCACCCGCCCCCAGUUAAUUGUUUUUGACCUUUCUUUUGCACAGGAUAAAGUGUAGCUUUCUGUUCCAUAGCACAAUACAGCACAUGUAAAAGUCAACAUACUGAGGUAAUGUGAUGUGCAUUCUCCUCCCCUUAUUUUUUUAAAAAAUACACUCGGUGGAAGUUGCACGUUUGGUCCUUUGUGUUUUCUCUUCCCCACCGUUCAUGUCCCCUUUUCUCUCUUGCACUUGCCUUGAGCUCUAACAUGUCCAGUACUGUUUAUAACAGUGUAUUUAUUACUUAAUGUAUAUAAUGUAAUGUUUUGUAAGUAUUAAUUUAUAUAAAUUAACAUUGCCUGUCAGUGGUGAUGUUACUUGUGUAGAAUACUCUGCAUAAGAGUUGCCUUUCUUGUAACCUUUUGUAUUGCAUAAAGUAGAGAAACCUGAACAUAGCUUAAAAGAGACAUAUUGAACCCAGAGAGGGCAUUCAGGUAGCAUUGGCUCACGGGGGUUUCAUUUUCACUGGCAUUUGGGAAAUCAUCACAGUUGGUGGGUGAUGGAGAAAUAUUUAGAAUCAUCUGUUCAGAUGAUGUGAAACUACUGAAACUUUGAAAGAGGAAACCUACAGUAAAAUGCCACAAAAUGUUAAGUGUCAGUUUCCAAUUAAUGAACAACCCAAUGUGAAUUUCUAUGACAAAAUGUGAACUGGUGUUAUAAUUGUGCUGUGAAACUUCUUCCAACAAAGCUUGUUAGGCAUGUAUACAGUGCCAAUCUCAGUUUGUAAAACUAUGUUCCAAGCUUUCAGUCCAACUUGUGACUAACUAGUUGAUGAAAUAGCACAGUUGUGCAUGAUCAGUGGGUUUGUAUGUCUGUUGAACACUGCAUUGUUCCAGGUGGUUAUUUUGUUUCAAAGUUUCACACAAUGUAUGUUGUUAUAGUAUUAUAUAUUGUGUUCAGAUGCAUUCUUAAGAGAUUUUUAUAUGAAGUGAAUAAAUUAAAGCAUGACUUAG